AGGCAGGCAGGCAGGCAGGCAGGCGGAAGCCUGGCAUGCAUGUCACGUCCACCCUGCUUGUUUGGUGGGGAGGGGGGGAAGAGGGCUGGGAGCUCGGCAGUAUGAUAAUGACUCUAGCGUCUGGCAGGAGAAAAGCCCCUGACUGCACCAGGGUGUCUGUACCGCCGCUUCAAGGAGAAUGAGGCAAGAUGGCUGCUUGGUAGCGAUGGAGGAGGCUCGCUGGGGCUGAAGGAAGGCUGGCUUCUGGGGGGAGGCGAGCUGGCUGGGAGGCAGCAAAGGGAAGCGGGCCAGCAGAGUGGGAAGCUGCAGAAGGAAGGUUUGGGGCGAGGUAACAAAUGGAUUCCUUUCUUAUGUUUAUGUUCAAAGACCUUUAAAAAAAUAAAUGCAAGCCUCCCGCACCAUCCCUUCCUCCUCCUCCUCCGCCUGAGAGGAUUAUUGUAAAUGGAGGAUGAACAUUUAAAUAACCCACCACAGGCCUGGCAAAUUAAAGCUCUCUUGCAUCUUGCUGGAUACCUUGUUGUUGUUGUUUUGCUUCGGCUGCUUUCUAAAAUUUAGUUUUGAUAGUUGUUGUUUUCUUUCUUUCUUUUUCUUUUUAAAAAAUUCCUCUGCAGGUGGAAAUAAAGGACAAUAAAGACACCAGCACACGGGAUCGAAAGCCAGCGGUGGAGGUACUGUUUCUUUGUAUACUUUUAAAAAGACAAAAGCACUGAAGGGGGAUUUGGAAGUGGAAGUACGGCCAACUGUGAAAGCUGAUUGUGUGUGUGUGUGUGUGUGUGUGUAAAAUAUUGCACUAAAUGAUACACACACACACACACACCUCCUGGUUGUCAGUUUCUGAGGCUUGCUUCUCAUCCACAGUUGGUGUGUAUGUGUUGCUUUUCUUGGAGUUCCUUUGGCGUUCCUUUGCAUCCAAAGAGCAUCCAAAAGGUGCCCCUGCUUUAUGACAGGCAAGCCAUGAUUUCUCUCUCUCCCUGUUCCCUAGAUCUCUGUAUGAGCUCGUAAAAUUAUCAAAGGAGACGAGACUCUUUGAAACAGGUGUGACAUCAUCCUGAUGUAACCAUGGUGACUGUCUUAACCUUUCUGUGAUGUGGCUUGAAGUGACCGCUUGGUAGCGAUGGUGCAAAACAGGAACUUUCCCUCUCCUAAUUUUGGGGAGGUAUCAAAAAGGGGGAAAGCAGGUGAGCAGUUUGAUCAUGUGCUUGUUCAGGACAAGGCCAGUUUCUGCCUCCUGUUAUGUUGAUCUUUGUGAAGAGCAACUUGACAACUGAAGAGCUUAUUUUCCAUGUGCCCCCAGCAGAAUCUGGUCUCAUGGGCUGCUCCAGAUCUGAGAGCUGCUUGUGGGAAAAUCCCUAAGAGGAGGCAGUUAUGGUGAUGAUGAAACACCAAGCUCAGCAUUGCAGCUUGUGGCGGUUGGGUGUUCUUGGUAGAUAUGAGAGGGAGGGGAAAGUGAGUUGGAGAGGCUGACUUUUCUGACUGGUCUGAUAGAAGGUCGCACAACCAUCCUAAGAUUUGGCAAUAGUUGCCAUCCUACCAACCGCAGGUGAUAUGUGGGUUGCAUUUCUCUAUUUCCUGUUAUCCACAGUUUUGUCCUUUCCCAGGCUGUCCUUACACUACACACUCAGGUUCCCCUUGAGUUUGGUUUAUUAAAUUUCCUAGACACUUUAUUCUAGAGAAAGGCUCAAGGUGUCUUACAAUUUAAAUAUGCAAAGGUUAGAAACAAAACCGUAUGGCUGAAUUCCCAGGACUUACUUAAUAUUUUCUUAUGAAACAAUAUGAAUCUUCCUUUCAUUGGCCACUUAUUGCCAGCAGCUAGGCUGGUAUUCUGAAGAUACUGGAAAUUUCUGGAGGGAACGGCAAUAACCACAUGGUAUAAGGAAGUUUGCCAGUUAGCACUUGUGAAAAAUAUCUGACUAAAAAGUUAUAAUUAGUGAGGGGUUUGAAACAAAAGGACAUAUUUUCAAUGGAUCGGUGCGCCUUUACUAAAGAAGACAUGCUGGAGUCUCCUUCACACUGCAAAAGUGUUGGUUGGUAUAACUUUAAGCUAUAAUCUGUUCUGAUAUGUAAUGGGCACUGACAUCAGAGUACUCUGUAACCACGUAUCCUGGGGCACUUUGGGGAGGUGUUCUUAUAUUGCUCUUUGUUGACCUGUAACGUAAGAAAAAUGUAAUCACCUCAUUUGCUGAGGAUGAAAAGGUAAAAUAGAGCUGUGUGUUGUCUGUGCACUGAUGACAGAACAUCCCAAGCCUCUUGAUGACCCCACUCAAUGGUUUCAUGCAGAUGUUAAAUAACAUGGGGAAUAUCAUAUUGGGGAAUCGGUGGUGCCGAGCAAUAUCCCCUCAGCACUACCAGCUGGAGCUACCCAUUCAAGUAGGAGUGGGACCAGUGCAAAGCAGUGUCCACCCUCCCAAAUUUUAUAGUCCCUGCUGAAGGAUAUAAUGGUUGAUGGUAUGGAAAGCUGCUGACAGAUCAAGGAGAACCAACAGGGUCAGAUUCCCCUGGCCCUCUCCUGGUACAAGGUGGCCAAAGCAGUCUCUAUGCCAAAACAAGGCCUCUUCCCCAAUUGAAAUGGCUCCAGAAAAUUGGCUGGUUCAAGGAAGGGGGAACUUGCCUAUGUCCUAAAGUUAUUAAAGUCUUCCAGGGAGGGUGUCACUGCCUCUUUUAGGUAGCCUAGGACCUCUCCCUCCCACAAGGAGACAUUGAGCCAUCACCUCCUGGCUGGAUUUUAAUGAGCCACAAGACACAAGGAUGCAAUACACAAGUAAUUGCAUGAACAAGAAUUGCACUUUGUCCUUGGGCUUCAACCAGCAGAAAUUCAUUCAAGUAAAACCAGAGAGGAGAUACUUCUCUAGAUCUCACGCUUGCUAUAAUAGCGGGAUCCACCCCUAGUACAUGCAAGCAGCUUUAUCCGCAAAAUAUCUUACAGAUAUGGUACAGUGGGCACUAUUCAGCCUCCUUGCAUCUCCAAACUACCUGGAAAAGUUCGUGCUGGAUGGCAUAAAGAAGAUGCAGUAGAGGUGGAAAAGAGGGUUUUUCCAUCACCUCCAUUGCAACUGAAUGGGCAUGAAACAUGAACACAUACCAGUGUUUGGUUGUCUUCACUGGGAUUUCUCUCUCUCUUCCUGAGCUCAAUCUGUCUCCCAGCCUGGUUUAUCACUCUCAGACCUGGGGGAGACCAAAGAGCUUUCUGAGCUUUGCUAGACAAGGAAGCUUUCUCAGGAGCAAUUGUGUCAGCUGCUGCUCAGCUCUCUUCUGCAUUCCACGUUUCAACCAGGACUUCAACUGGAGAGCCAGCAUUGUCUGGCGGAAUAGCUCGCAGGGCCCUCUGGAAAUCCAUAUUCUCUCUUGGAGCAGAUUUUCCUUGGAACUGCAACAUCCGAAAAAGGGAGGGAGGAGGGAACCUUUCAAGAAAGAUGUCAAUGGGGUAGUCCUUGUGACACCCCCCCCCCCGGGGUGAACUCCCCUUUGCCACCCCUUUUGAGAUUGCCAGAAACACUGCCUCCCACAAGGAAAAGGACAUUGCCCCUCUGCUGGCAAUGUUCCUCUAGUGUCCUCCUCACCUUCAAGAGCAGGGCCAGAUGGAGAACAAGCACACCUGCUCUGCAGAUUGUCCUGCUGCUGCUACUCCAGCUUGCUCCUGAACUCCUCUUCAGUGGCGGAGCUUCAUGCUCUGGCACCGGGGGCGGAGAGCAGGCGAUGGUGGGGCUGGUUCACGUCCUGGGGACAUGGCGUGCUGCCUGCAGGGGCGUUAUGUGCAUCCUGGGGGCGUGGUGCCCAGCGUGGGCAGGGGGGCAGCCACGAUGGCACCCCACUGGGAUUGCGCUGCCGGGGGCGGUGCGCUCCCUUCGCACUCCUCUUCCUCCGCUAGUGCUCCUCUUACCAGCCUGUUGAGGUCGCUCCAUAGGUAUUUUCAUUAGGAGAGUCUCAUGAAUCUGUUCCAGGCCUGCUGGAGCAAAUCAUAAGACUCUCAGCUACUCAAAGGAACUUUCGGCUGGACCUAUUACCUAGACUCUCCUUCUUGAUUAAAUUGUUCCUACAGAUGAUUCUCAAACUGGUCUUUGUAUCUGCAUGUGACCCUUCGGUCGUGACUCCCUUCUUUGAGCAAUUGAUGCACACUGUUAUGUUAUGGAUCUGUUGCUUUUGUUACUGUAUCCUAUAUUUUGUACUGUGCAACAAUUUGUUUUAAAAUAGUAAUUUUAUAAGGAAAAAGUAGUCUGAUCAUAUAACACCUGACUGCUGUACAUUUCCUGGCACAGUUCAAGUGCUGUUCUAACCUAUAAAGCCUUCAAGCUUCGUACCCCGAUACGUGACAGAACAACACUUCUAACAGGUCCAGAAUCUAGAGUAAUGCACUGCCCUUUAGAACCAAUUUAAACCUCGCAGAAUAGCAAGCGAAUAUUCAGCUUACUCAGAACUCUUCAUCAGUUAGGAUGUUAAACAAAACAGGAAGCCAACAUGCGGAGGGGCCUUCUCUGCAGUGGCUCCCCGUCUGUGGAAUGCUCUCAUGGAAGUUUGCCUGGCGCCUUCAUUAUACACCUUUAGGCGCCAGGCAAAAACGUUCCUUUUUAACCAGGUCUUUGGUUGAUUUGAUUGACAUCCCUUUUAAAAUGUAGUUCUUUUUUUGGAGGGGGACACAUUCUAUUGGGUGGUUUUUAUUUUGAUUAUAUAUUUUGUGGUUUUAUAUUUUGAUUUUGUUCUGUGAAUCACCUCCAGGUAUAGGGUGCUAUAUAAAUUUAAUAAUGAUGGUGAUGAUUUGGGGGGGGGGGGGAGAGAAGCUGCGAGUGGUGUUGAACUUAGAAUGCCAGGGGAAAUUUGCAGAUGUUACUGAAUCAGGUGCUCAAGGUGUGAGGCAGAUUGUAAGGAACAACCUAGUGCUGUUAUGUUUUCUCAUUUUUGAGAGCAUAUAAAUUACAGUUUUUACUCAGGUCUAGUUUAGGCCCUAAUCACCCUAACUGGGUUCCCUUGGAAGGCAGAGUGAAAAAAGGGAAAGGGCAGUGUAGUUGUCUUCAUAUUAGCAAAUCUGGAUAUUAGUUUUUAGCUGCUAUGCUAUGGAGAAAAUCAGAUAGGAACUACGUUCAGGAACAUUGCCUAAUGGGUGGAGCACAUCCAAAGUUAACUCCCAUCUUCAGGUGGUAGACUACCAUUUCCUUGUGGUUUCAGGAUCCCUCUCGUGCAUGUCAUAUAACACUCUCAGCUUUUCUCUUUCCUUUCUCCAUUUAUAGCAUCUUGCCUGUUGAGAAGUGCUGAAUAACUCAAGGGUUUGCUCACAAUUCUGUGAUAUUUUAAUUGGUCCAUAUUAAACUCAACAUCCCUAUUGUGGAUUUUGAGUGUUUCUUUGCCGCUGUAAAAUUUCAUUAUCUGAUUGUUAUUCUGUGUUUUCAGAUUACAUCCAUAUAUGUGGGGGUUUGGGAGGGAGGAUAAUGGAAAGAAUUCUGGAAACACAAAGAUCUUUGUAUGGUAGGAAAAGCUAAGAAAUGGAGAAUUGUGAUUCCUGUUAGCUUGUGGCAGCUUGGAACACAGCAGAGUUGAAGGCAUUCCCCUUUCCUCCUCCUGUCUCCUGCCCAUCAGUCAGAAGCAGCACCUCUUAAGUAUAGUAGCAGUGCCAGUGCUUUUUUCAGCUGGAACUCACUGGAGCUCAGUUCUGGCACUUCUCAGGUGGGCUCCUUUGCUAUUAUAAGAGAAUAAAGGCCGUGUUCAUGGUGAGUUCCGGCCCCUCUUUUUCUAGAAAAAUAUCACUGAGUAGUACUGAGAAAUUCCAUCCAUGUGUAGCAGGACCUUAGAAUGCUCCCUUUGUGCAUUCUGAGCUUGGCUUUGUAUAAUUAAUGUACGUGGGGUGGGAUUCAAAGUUUGUCUAUUCCUCUGAACUUUUUUUUUUUUUAAUGAAGUAUCCUAUAUCUUACUCCAGCAUGUUUGACUGCGGCAUUUCAAAGUUAGCUGAAACCUAUUGACAGUAAUACCACUUAGCAUUUUUAGAGUGCAUUUCAAAAGUCCAAAGUGAAACACAUUCAGUAUAGUCUCAGUCACCGUUAAAAAAGCCCUGGUGGGCAGACUGAGCUCUUUACCCCCCCAUCAUAGGCUGGUGGGUAGUAGAGUUAGUUGAUGAAUAUGUGGGUGAGGUGAAAUUUGGAAUAGGAGAAUUUUCCGUUCUUCCUGGUGGCUCAUUUGCUUCUGCUUCUCUUACAUUGUCCUGUGGAAGCAACAAGUGCCCCUCCCUUUUUGCAGCAGGAGUAAGUCCAAAACAUUAAAAGACGUUCAUGAACUGUUGCAGUUAAAACCUGAAUUUACUGUACUUUGAUACAUAGCUGCCUUAUGCUUGGAGAUCUAUACACUGUAAGGCGCCCUUCUUCAAGAAGCUCAUUGCAAGCAUAGCAGUGCAAUUUGUGUAAAAUAUUGCUAUAUUAGUCUCAAACAUGAUAAUGACCAUCUGCAAUUGUUCAGUAAAGCAUGCGGUUAUAACCUGAAAAAUAUAGCUCUCCUAUGCAGUCUUAUGCUCAGUUCUGGGCAUCACAGUUCCAGAAGGAUAUUGACAAACUGGAACGUGUGCAAACAAGGGAGACCAAUAUAAUCAAGGGUCUGGAAACUUAGGAGGAACAGUUGAGAGAGUUGGGUAUGUUUAGACUGGUAAAGAGGAGACCAAGAGGAUAUAUAGCAGCUAUCUUCACAUAUCUAAAGGUCUGUAUUAUGGAACGUGCAGCAAUCUUGUUUUCUUCUGCUCGAGAGGGUAGAACCUGAUCAACGGAGUCAAAUGGUAAGAAAGGAGAUUUCAAGUAAACCAGGGUUCCUCAAACUCAGCCCUCCAGAUGUUUUGAGACGACAAUUCCCAUCAUCCCAGUACAAUUCCCAUCAUCCCAGUAUGUUUCCGAGCACAAUUCAAAGUGUUGGUGCUGACCUUUAAAGCCCUAAAUGGCCUCGGUCCAGUAUACCUGAAGGAGCGUCUCCACCCCCAUCGUUCUGCCCGGACACUGAGGUCCAGCACCAAGGGCCUUCUGGCAGUUCCCUCACUGUGAGAAGCCAAGUUACGAGAAACCAGGCAGAGAGCCUUCUCGGUAGUGGCACCCACCCUGUGGAACGCCCUCCCACCAGAUGUCAAAGAAAAAAACAACUACCAGACUUUUAGAAGACACCUGAAGGCAGCCCUGUUUAGGGAAGCUUUUAAUCUUUAAUAUACUAUUGUAUUUUAAUCUUUUGUUGGAAGCCACCCAGACUGGCUGGGGAAUAAAUAAUAAAUAAUAAUAAUAAUAAUAAUAAUAAUAAUAAUAAUAAUAAUAAUUAUCCCUGACAACUUGUCCUGCUGGCUAGGGAUCAUGGGAGUUGCAGGCCAAAAACAUCUGAAGGGCCGAGUUUGAGGAAGCCUGAACUAAACGUUAGAAGGAACUUUCUGACGGCAAGGGCUGUUCUACACUUCUAUUGUUCUAAGAUCCUAUGAUUCAUAGUAAGUGCAUGAAAUAGUCCUGAUCAAUAGAGUACUGGUAAUUGAUGUUUAAAUACAAUGCUUUGAGUUUCCAUGUAUGUUGAUUUCUAAUUGCUUGGGUAGGGCUGGGCAAUAUCUUGUCUCCAACACAGCGAUAUAUCACUAUUGCAAUUUGGUGAUAUAUAGUGAUGUCUGAAACAUUGAACUAUGUGGGGUGGGGUGGGAAGAUCAACUGCCCUGAGACCUCUGGGUAUAGGGCAAUAUAUAAAUUCAAUAAAUAAUUGUCAUCAUCAUCAGGCGAAGGAGCAGCCAUGGGGGGUUAGGUGGGGUGAAAGAGCAGUGCGGAUGGGGAGUGUGUGAAGGAGCAGCCUUUGGAGACUGCACAGGUGUGUAUGUUGUGGGGGGAGAGAGAUCAGGUGUGUUGGUGGGCAAAGGAACAUGGAGAUUGGGCAGUUGCGGGGCUUGAAGAUCAGGCAUUUGGGUAAGUCAAGGACACACAGACAGAAGGGAGCAAGGGAGGAAGGAGGCUGGAAUGACACAGGGCUACUUACUUUGUGGCAUCUCAGCGACCCAGCAUUGGCAGUGGCUUCACAAAACCCUGCUUUCUGCCAGCUGCUUCCAGGCAAACGCACAUUGCAUGCACGCACAUGCUGUGAUCCGUGAUGUAUUGCCACAUCAGUUAUUUUCAAACUGUUAUCAUGAUGUGGUCUAGAAACCAGUAUUGGAUGAUCAGUAUCAAUAUAUUGGCCAGCCCUAUGCUUGGGUUAAACUUUUUCAGUUGGGUUCCAAUUUCUUCUGUGCCUGCCAUCACGUGUGGUGAUCCAGAUGUGUUUCCUUCUUCUGAAACUUCCACCACCAAGAACAAGAAUCUUCCUUCUUCUGAGUCAGAACGUUGAACACUGACUGGCAGCGAUUGUCCCAGGUUUCCCUACCUAGGGAUGCUGGGGAUUGAAUCUGGACCUUUUGCAUGCACAGCAGAUGCUCUACCACUGAGUUACGACCCUUCUCUGAAAGAAUAUUAUUCAUCUGUUGGGUCUGGAUUAAAAGACCCCUUUCUGAGACCUGUUCCCUUUCUGUAGCUCAGUGCAUAUUUAUAGCCCCAUACUUGUAACAUUGCAUGUUAUACUGUUUUUUCCAAUGCUCACUGAUAAUACUCAGUGCAGUGUCUUGCGCUAAGCCAAGAUUAUGCUGCCCAUGAUCCAAGAGUUGGGUGCCUCUUAUGAGCCAAGCAUUUUCUGGGAUGUAGCAAGAGGUUCUGGAACUUUCAGAGGUUUUGCUUGUGCUCUUAAAAUAUAUAAUUGCCCCAAGCAACUGUUUAGGUUGCUUGUGUAAUUGGGUCAGUCCAGGAGAAAAUUUUCUAAAUUUAUGUAUGUUUGACAAAUUAUUUUCAGUUGUUUAUUUGCAGUUGUCAGGAAGCAAAACACAAAGUGGGGCAGUGUAAGGGUGUUGCUGAAAAUUGCUGGUUCCACAGGACUGAACACCUUGAGCCUCCUAUGUCUAUUUUGUAAUGCUGUAAGGGAUUUUCAGAUGUUGAUGAAGGCUGUGGUCUCUGGCUGAGCUGCGUGGGUGUCAGAGGGGCAAGAAAGGCAAAGGCAUGUCUCUUUUCCGCUGGCAGUCUUCCUUGCAUCCCACUUUGUGGAUACUUGACUCCCAUGCAAUUUAGCUUAAUGAGUGAGAUAGGAGGCGAAGGUGACUCCUCCACUUUGCUGUCAGGAGAGGGUCUUAAUUGUGAUUGCUUUGCUGAUGUGUGGAGGCAGCAAUAAUUUAGACUCAGACGGUGUCCUCCUGCUCAUUCAUCUUUGACUCCUAAAAAUACUUGUUGUGUUGCAAGGUCACAAACUGAGCUGGUGGCAUGGUUAUAGAUCAAGCUGCCUUACCUAGUUGGACCAUUGGUCAGUACAGCCCAGGUUUCCCUCUCUGAUAAUGGCUCUGAAGGUCCAGGUUGGGUCCUUUUGCAGUCAUUGCCUCCUGAGACCCAUUUAACAGGAUUAGAUGCUGGAAAUUGAAUCUGUGACCUGGUGCCUACAGAGCCUGUGCUUCUGCACUGAGCUAUAGAUCCUCUCUGAGACUACAACUCCUAGGAUCCCUGAUCAUUGACCAUGCUGACUGGGGAUGAUGGGAGUUGGAGUCCAACAACAUCAGCUGGGACACUAGGCUGGGGAAAGUUGCACUGGUGUGAAGUGCCACACAAAGACAAGGAGCUGGUGCAGGAUGAAGCAGAGAUGCUCGAAGCCAAAAAGACACAAAAUGCUCUUAUUAAGUCCAGGUGCUGCUGUUAGGAGGAGAGGCAGUGGGCGUGUGCUCAAAAGAUCAAAGGCUUGUUUUAAGUUGCAAAAGACCUUUAAUUCUUCAGGAACCAUCCCAUCGUGCAAUCCAGCUCAGAGCGAGCUAUGUACACUGCAGCAAACAAGUAAUAAUCUCUGAAGGGCUAACUAUCAGAGUUUCUCAUCAAGAACAAAUAUAAGUGAAACAAGCUGGGGGCGGGGAGGAGAGAGAAAGAAAGAAAGAAAGAAAGAAAGAAAGAAAGAAAGAAAGAAAGAGAAAGAUGAGAGAUGCAUCCUCUUGUCUCCUGGAGUUAGACCCCAAGGCCUGUUUAAUAUGUGUACGUACAGUAUGUACUUUUAUAAUCAGGGCUUUGUGGGCGAUGCAGCUCUGGCCCAGAAGGGAGUAUGAUAAUAAUACUGAGCACAGAAAAUGGCUUCUUGAAAACCUCAGUCCCACCCCCUUCUUAAAAAAACACAAAUUGCAAAGCACGUCUUCUGAACCAAGUUUGUGGACCAUACGUGGUGGGAUGUCAGAAACUACCUAGGGGUGUGUGUGUGGUGUGGUGUGCAGUAGCGAUGGGGGUGGGGAGGUGUACUGUUAGUGCCUGGUGCCGACUCUCCAAGCUUUUCUCAUUGCAAGUAGAUCAGGAUAAACUAUGCAGAACAAGACAUAUAUAUCAACUUUAAUUUACAAAGCUCAUCCGGGUCUCAGAAUCCUGCAUUUCAUAUAAUUGUGGUGUUGGAAGGAAUCCAAAGGGUCAUCUAGGCUAACCCCUUGCAAUGAAGGAAUCUCAGCUAAUUUCCUGGUACAGUCAUACCUCUUGUUACAUUUGCUUCAGGUUGUCUUUUCAGGUUGCGUCCUGCGGCGACCCGGAAGUACCGGAAAGGGUUACUUCUGGGUUUCGCCGCUCGCGCAUGCGCAGACACGCAAAAUGACAUCACACACAUGCGCAGAAGCGGCGAAUCGUGACCCGCGCAUGCGCAGAUGCAGGUUGCGCUCCUUUCAGGUUGCGAACGGGGCUCCGGAACAGAUCCCGUUCGCAACCAGAGGUACCACUGUAUAGGAUUUUGGUUUUCAUAUUUUUAAGUACGCAUAGUUCAUUGUCCUGUGCAACUCCUUUGGACAGCAGCAUUUCCUUAUCUCAUAUGUAUCCCCUCAGCAACCUUAUGUGGUAGGUCACUAGCAUAAUUCUUGUUUUAUUUCCGUGGAGAAACAGGCUAAUUUGCUGGAAACGAAGAAGUCCAGAGCAAACCUGGAGUUUUUGUUUGCCAAGUUAAAGCAGAGAUAAGAAAAGUUUUAUGAAACCUAUGAAUUACCCCCAGUAUCUUCUUCAGCCAUCUGUGACAGUCUGCUUCUAGUUACUGUCUCUGACUCUUGGGUUUGCACUGUUCCUGUCCCACACAUGAAUUGGAUGCUGAUGUUUGGUUGGAUCUCUAAUUUCGAGCCCAUAUCGAAAUGUGAUGCCCAGCUGGGAAAUCUGUGACCCUCUAGAUAUUGUUGACUACAAUCACCAUCAGUCCCAGCUAGUUAUGGCCAAUGGUUGGGUGGGGGAUCCUUGGCAGAGGAUCAUUAGUAGUGCUGUAUGCUCAUGAGGUUUUGCCUUAUGUCCACAAAGACCAGGGCUUUUAGUGUGGUAGCACCUGCCCUUUGGAAUGUGCUCCCAAUGAACAUCAGGUGGGCAUUGGCAUUUCAACACCCACUGAAGACUCGUUUGUUCACCCAGACUUUCCCUGAGGGUGAUUCAGUUGUGUUGAUGUACGAGGGGCGUUCAUUAAAGAUUUCCCCUGACCCACUUCCAGUGAUCGUAGGAGGAUGAAAUUGCGCAUACAUCUCUCCAUAGGUAACGUAGUAAUUUGUAGCUCUGAAUUCCUAACAGUUUCUCUGUUACGAGUAAUGUCUGCACAUCAUGCAGCGGUCAUCAGGUUCUUGUACUUGAAAGGGCGCACACCAUGGGAGACAUUCGAUGAGAUGAAAAGGACUUAUGGGGAGGAUGCUCCAUCAUAUGAUGUAGUCAAGCACUGGCAUCGUCAGUUCGGUAGAAUGGCUCCCAUUCCUGGGUGACCACAGUCCUCCAUUGAUGAAGACACCAUCCGGCAAGUGGAGGCCGCCAUUUUGGAGGAUCGUCGCAUAACCUUUCGCCAACUAGCUGCAGAUGUCAAGACCAGUGUGGGCUCUGUAGAAAAAAUAAUCCAUGACCAUUUGCACAUGGGAAAGGUGUCCGCACAGUGGGUUCCUUGGCUGUUGACGCAUUUCAAGAAACAGGAAUGAGUCAGAUGCUCACGGGCUCUUUGGGCCAUGUGUCACAAAAACCAUGAUGACUUCUUCACCAGAUUAAUUACUCAGGAUGAAACAUGGGUCCAUCAUUAUGACCCAGAGACUAAAUCCCGGUCCAAACAAUGGAAGAACUCUGCCUCACCACCUCCAAAGUAGGCACAUAUCUAACUGUCAGCAAGCAAGGUCAUGCUCCCGGUCUUUUGGGACCAGCAUGGAGUAGUGAUGAUGGAUUUCCUGGCAAAGGGUACCCAAUUGCUGUGACAUAUUAUGCUUCACUGCUGCAGAGAUUGCGGAAGGCCAUCAAAAUUGAGAGGUGUGGUAUGCUGACCAAAGGUGUCCGCCUACUGCAGGAUAACACCCCGAUUCACAACUCGCAUGUUGCUCAGACUGAAGCAUGGUCCUGUGGCUAUGAAAUCCUUCCUCACCCCCUCAUUCUCCUGACCUCGCACCAUCGGACUUCCACCUCUUUCCCACCAUGAAGUUAUUUUUCAAGGGCAAGCUUUUUCCAGAUGAAAUGCUGAUUUCUGAGGUCAUGUUGUGGCUUCUGACGCAACCUGCUGACUUCUACAGACACGAGGUCUCCACAGACUCUUGUUGGUAGCUAUGUAGAGAAGGACUAAUAACCGUGUCCAGUUUCAUUUGUCUCAGUCCAUGGGAAGUAUGUCAGGGGAAAUCUUUAAUGAACGCCCCUCGUAUUAAGCUGAUCUAGCGAUUUGUGGUGCCAUUAUAAAUGUAAUUUUUAUUGCUGAUAUUGUGCUGUUCACCACAAUAAUAUCUUCCAUACCAUUGGUAUGGCAUGGAAAGUUUAUAAAUACGUAAAAUACAGUGGUACCUCGGGUUACAGAUGCUUCAGGUUACUGACGCUUCAGGUUACAGACUCUGCUAACCCAGAAAUAGUACUUCGGGUUAAUAACAUUGCUUCAGGAUGAGAACAGAAAUCGUUCUCCAGCGGCGCGGCAGCAGUGGGAGGCCCCAUUAGCUAAAGUGGUGCUUCAGGUUAAGAACAGUUUCAGGUUAAGAACGGACCUCUGGAACGAAUUAAGUUCUUAACCAGAGGUACCACUGUAAUUAUGGAAGUUGUCACUCAACACCACCUGCAGGGUUCUUCAUCCCUGUGAUAGAUUGAACAAGUAGAAUUCUGUGUUGACCCAUGUUAGAAAGCAGGCGGGGGGGGGGCAGUCACAUUAAAAUAUAUUUGAGUAUCUUUGUUGGCAUCUGUCUGUCUCAGAAGACAAUGGAAGAGUGCACCUUCAGGGGUGAAGUCACAGUGCCUGCUGUGGCUUUCGAGACCAAUAUGGGAGAGACAUGUUUUGUUGCAGCUAGGGCAGAUGCAAGUGUCUGAUACACCAUGGCGUUUAUUCUGUCUGUGCUCCUCCCAGUGGUCAUUCCUUCUCUGGCCACUGCUGUGGAUAGACGACCCCUGACUGCUGUCUCCAGGCACUGCAAUUGUCUGCAAGGGAUUCCCACACAGCAGUUAGUUAUUUGAGUAUGCACUAAAAUAAUAAUUGCAGAAGUUAAGUAAGGGUAUGCUAUAUUACGUGAUUGCACCUCGCGUUUGUUUGCUUUUGAAAAACUACUAUUCCAAAACUUUCUCUCAGAUAUUGCUAGGAACUUUUUAUUGAUGUGGGAAGCAUUACGAAAAACACGAUUCCCUCACCCACCCACCCACUACUGCAGUCUGAAGUGACUGUCCCAAAUUCUGCUGGCUUCUUCUACUAUUGUUCUUUGGAAUGUGGAGAAUUGAUCCAUUCAGUGCUCUCCCUACCCCUGCACACAUGUUCCAAAAUUCUCUAUGCCUGUAAACCUAACCUACUUAUCCUUUGUUGUAUUUGUGACUCUACUGGAAGACAAAUGAUGAUAAUAUUUAGCAUUUAUAGAACUAAUUUCUAGUGGUUAAAGCACAUUACACAACAUUAUUGGCUUCUCCUUCUAUGUAUGCACCUAGGUAAAGUAUUACAAUAUUAUAAUACAGUAUUACAAACAUCAAUAAUUUAUUGCUCUGUGGAGCCACAGCUUGAAUUUGCCUUUCUUUAUCCAUGGUAUAACUAUUUCAUUAAAGGCAAAAUCAAGAGAGGAAGGAAGGUGCCUUUUUAAAAUGGGAGAAGCUUUCAGCUUCUGCCUUGGCAUUGUCUCCCACAUUGGUUUCCUAAGGCCACAAAUCUGGUCAAAUCUCCAGAAGCACUUUGGAUAAUGGGUGUGCCUCAUUCUAGAGUGUUUGGGACAUUUGAAAGAGUAUCCCUUCUCCUCCUCCUCCUCCUCCUCCCACCUGCCUGGAGAUGAGGCCUUACGCAGUGGUGGUUGGCAGUCAAAAGUACCAAUUGGUUCUUGCUGCAGUCUGCUUGCUUGCCCGCCCGCCAGCACGUGGCUUUUAGGUUUACAAACAUUGCAGGCUGUGUGUACACCUCCCUGUGAGUCAGCAAACCUCAGCAUGGUCCUAGGGCUUGCAGACUGUGGAUGAGAAGCUGGAAGACAAGGGAGAGCAUUUUCUUGCUUCUUGGACCCAAUCCCUGAAAUGAUGGUGGCACCAAAACCUAUCUUGCUCUAAGCAGGUUCCUUCCCUUUUCCUUUUCCUUUUCCUUUUCCUUUUCCUUUUCCUUUUCUUUCCUGUUGAUUCAUUUGGCUACUUGGGAGACGCAGCAGGAAAUCUGUGCAAGUCGUGGUGCUGCCAGAAAGUGUGUGGGAUUCUCCUCUGCAUAAGUGAUUUGUAGAAGCAGACCUCUCACCCCCCCCACCUCUGCUUGCCUGCAUGCAGAAGACUAUUUAAGUGCCUGCUUUUUGCAAAUUUAAUCUUAGGUUUUGGAACGGCACACUGGGAAUAGAAAAGGACUUAACGCUGGACCAACUGUUAUUGCUACAUAAUGGGCGAUAUACAUUUUCAUGUUCAGCCUGCUGUUUGUGUUUAGUAAAAAACAAAUUUUCAUAAAAGCAUUUCGGAAGAUGGAAGUGUGUGCUUUUUUGGGCAUUGGCUGGGAUUUAAUUACUUUGGCUAUUUUUAAAUUUAUUUUGUUGCUUUUAGAGUGACUGGAAAAGGGGGCUGGGAGAUUGGGGGACAAAGAAGCGGAAGGAGGAAAAUGCUUCAUAUCAGAUGAAAAUAAUGAUGCACGGCCAAUUCUGGCAAGCAAGGCUACCUAGUAAAUUGUGUCCUCUAGAGUCAGCUAAUUUAGAAGAGAGGGUGGGCAGGAGGUACCACCGCAAUCAAAACACAUCGGUUAUUUGAAGGGGAGAUGUGGGGCGGGUGAGAGUUGUAUUGGUUCAGCUUUAGUAUGUCAGCAGCAAGCAGAGCUUUCUCCUCCCCCUUCCUUGCCGCUGCAUUUGAAGAGGGCCUUUUCCACAAGGGCUAUUUUUAGCCACCCGUCUCCAGGCAUUAAUGGCAAAAAGAGUGACGCCAUAGCUCUUGUGCGUGAGCAAGAUUUCCCCUGCAGCUCACUCACGUUUGAUUCUCUGGCGCUGGGGAGGGGAAGAUGAGAGGAGGGUUGUGAAAACUAGAUUUGGGGUUUAGCCAGAGAUCCUUUUUCGUCUCAAUAAUGCACCAAUAUAUUCUCUCUCUCUCUCUCUCUCUCUGUGUGUGUGUGUGUGUGUGUGUGUUGCCUGAUCUGCUGGAAGAGAAGAAUAUAUUCCUUCCUUAAUGGAAACAACAUGACUAUUGAGAGAGACGCAGAAGAAUUUCUCUGGCAUCCAUUUCUGGAGGCCUCUUAGCCGCAUUAAUUCUUGAAGCACACUGAAUGCAUGUUGUUUGAUUUACAGUUGUGUUCAGAUUUUGGGAGGUUUUCUGUAGUGGGGGCAGCUUUAUUGUGAGGCAAGGGGAAGCAACUAUCAGAGGUGCUGGAUUUUGGAAGUCAUGGGCAUUGAUAUGGCUGCGCAAGAACACAGAAGUCCUCCUUUCAGUGGGGCUUACAGAGGGGGUCUUUUUCCUAACUGAUUUGUGCCUUGUGUUCAUUAGUUGAGGGGAGGUGUCACUUGAAUUGGCUAGCUUGGGUACCAAAACCAGGCUGAACCUGUCCUUACAUCAGGAACACAGUGUGUUUCUGAACACAUGCAAAUUAAAACUUGGGUGAGUUUUUGGCAAAGGUCUAGAGACCUUUUUAUGAAAUAUGUGGUCUUUCUUAGAAGCCUGGCAUUUGAGGUGCUCUUUAGAUUAAUUCAAUAGACCCAUUUUGCUUAGGUCAGCCUUCAUGGGUGUAGCCAAGGGGGGCAGGAGGGGACAGCUGCCCCCCAAAAUCAAUACAAAUCUGAUGUUUUGGCCCCCUAACAAAAGCCUGCCCCCCUAACAGAAUAUUUCUCCCCCUAACAAAUAUCCUGGCUAUGCCCAUGUCAGCCUUCUUCAGCCUUGUAGGUUCCAGAUGUUUUGCAUUACACCUUCCAUCAGCCCCUGCCAGCAAUGCCUAGAUCAUGUUGAAAAAGCACUUUAAAAAAGCAGGGGGUGGACUUUUUAGCAGCUGUGUGUGUAGCAGAGGCCCACCAAUAGCGUUGAAACAACCACCAUUGCACGGUGUCAGCCCAUUAAACGUUUCCCUUCCCUUCCAGUCUGAUAUCAAGCAAUGACUUGAGAUCAAGUUGUUGUGAUCUAGUAAAUACAUCCCAUUCAUGUGACCUUAAAUAUGAUUCACAUGCUUGGAAAGUGGAGUGGAGAAAGUAAACAGGUCUCACUUGACACAACUUGCCCUAAGACAACCUUUGCUAACCUGGUGCCCUCUAGAUGUUUUGGACUACAAUUCCCAUCAUGCCCAGCCACCCUGGGCAUGCUCCCACACAAUACCACAUGGUUGUGCUCACUGGGGCUGGUGAGUAUUGCUGUCCAAACAUAUGGAUGGCACCAGGUUGGGGGAGGCUGGCUUAGAUAGUUACAUAGCUUUUGUAUAGUGCUUGUCCAUAUUGCAUUACAUUUACUCAGUGCCAGAAGUAGGUUCCAGGCCAGUAUUUUGGGUAGGAUUAACCAGAAGCAUGUUUGUUGCUUCUGGCUAGGAUAUGAAGUGGCAACCUUUGUGUGCCAAUGGGCUCUUGCAGAUCUGUUGUCCCUCAUAAACUUCUGCAUUGUCCCAGUCACAUGAUUUUCAUGUGCACAUAAUCUGAUUGCUGUUCACCAAGGUGAAGUGUAUAUGUGAACCAGUUGAAGAUGAGUAAGUAGCAAAAUAUGUCAAGGUUCCUUUUGCCUUCUCUGUAGCCAUGAGAUGGUAAAUGGAAGUUCAGCGAGCACUGUUCCUAUGAUAUGACAUGUGCCUCUCCAAAUUCUUGAAAGAAGGCUAAUCUAUGCAGGCGGGCCAAUUAUACUAGCUGAGAGAAUGCCUCAACUUCUGUACUUCUGAUGUGCUUGAUUCAGGAGCAAAUCUUGUAGUUGCACAUGGGCGGGGGAUGUCUCAUUGGGAAGUGGAUUCUGUCAUUCAAUCCUGGUAGGAACACUCACGAGCAAUUUGUGUCAGGAGCCCAUUUAAGUGAGAUGUUUUCAGGUGUGCACUUCCAUGCAAGUCAGACUCAAAGAUGACCUGAGCAUUGCAAAUUUUUGCAUUGGUACUGGCCCCAGAGUACUACCCUGUCUAGGAGAGCCCCUCAACUUUAAAUUAUGGGGUUUGUGCAUGGUUUUGGAAGUCAUUUGGAUCUCUUUUUAAAAGUUUCUUAUUUGUCGAAGACUGGAAAGCAUUUUGGGGCUCUGCUCCUGAAGGCCCAGGUAGAAUUUUAUAACUUGGGAGUGUAGGCACACAGACAUACAUGGCUUGAAUGGCAAGUCUGCUGUGAAUCACUUUCUACCUACAACUGUCUCAGAGAAGACAACUUUCAGGCAAACUGCUCUUCCUGUUUCCAAUAGAAGCCGGCUGUGAAGAGUGCUAACUGGCUGUCUCUUGUGACAGUCAUACAGUCCCUUCCCCCUUCCUUUCCUGGAGCUGUGUUUCAAGUAGCGGGAAAACUGGCUUUAGAAAAAAGGUUGGGUGUGAAAGAGCCACACAAAUACUUAACUGGAUGAGUAUGCCAGGCAUUGGAUUUGGGGGGCAGGGAGGGGAGAGGGACUCCAAAAACCUCUCUGGAUCAGCUGGAUUUGGAACUGGGGUUGUGCCGUUGUGUGUGUCUGGGGUGAUGGGGGAGCAAAGCUGAAAAACAUUUCAGGAUGCAUUUCUGUACAUUGGUAGGUACGUCAACUUCAGCCAUUUCUAAAGAAGGCUAACAGGACCAUUGUGAUACAGUAGCCUAGCCUAUCAGUUACCACAUGAUCUAACAGACUCUAUGUGGGGCCAUUGUUGAAGAUUGUUUGGACACCAACAUUGGUUCAAGUGGUGUCCCCUUGCCUUUGAUGAGAAUGACCCAGAGGUAUUGCAACACUUGUUUGAAAUAGCUUAUCAUUCAAAAUUUUUGGUACUGGCCUUAAAAAGCAGGCCACGGUUCGUGAUAGAUUAAGGGCUGUUCCCGCCUUGUCUGUGAGCUCUGCAAUGCAUUGAUGUCAUCAGGUGAAGAGGUUCUAAUCCAGGUACUGACCUUGUUUGAGUCCAGGCUGAAGGACAAGGGCCUUUUCAGUGGUGGCACCCUAUGGUCUAUUCUUUAUGGCGGAUCAUACAGAAGGUUUCUGUGCUCCGGCUGUAUUGGAGGGGGUGGUGGAAUACAGUAGAAUUUUGGACUACAAGAAUAUUUUCCCUGAGGGUGGAUCUGUUACCGACUGCUUUGCUAAUGGUUGUUUUUGGUUGCCCUUCUGCCUUAUUUAUAUUGUUGUUGUGCUUGGAUUUUGGGAUUUCUGUGUGCUUUCAUGGCAGAAGCAGUUUUGAGAACUGAGUGAAGGUGACAGGAUAUACAUUUCAAAAUAAAAACAGCAAUAAGGAUGCCUGGCCCUCUGGACUUGCUACAAAUACUAUCUGUGCAGUUGUGGUGUCCUCCAGAUGUUUUGAACCAUACUGGCUAGGGCUGAUGGGAGAUUCAGUUCAAAACAUCUGGAGGGCAUCAGAGUGGUGAAGACUGGCUAAGAGGAUUGAGAGCUAAACAGUGUGGAAAGUGCACAGCUGCCAGAAGUCUUGGAAUGAUACGGGAAAGUUUGGGACAUGCUAGUAGCCUUUGCAUACAUUUACCCCUUUGCAGGGGUAGGGGGCUUGCUUCUGGGGAGUGUAACUGCCACACUGCGGGGAAAACCUUGAAAGUGGACCUCUGUAGAUGUAUACAGUAACUGUGUUCAGAAAUGUUACAGAUUAAAUAUUAGGAAAUCAUUUAUUUAAAGCAGUGGUUCCCAAACUGAGUGGUAGUGCCCCCUGCGGGGGAGGGCAAUGGGGUUACCUAAAGGGACACUAAGAGGCAAGGGGGUGGCAGGAGGGCACUGGAGGUGUAAAUGACUAUCAGACUUGAAAAGUUGGUGUCACUGGAUCAAGUUCAUUAGUUUUGUUGAAUUAAUUAAAUAGUUUUAAUUGGAUUUUGCAUAAAUGUGCAAUUAAUUGAGGUUUUUAAUUUUUUUGUGUUAUUAACUGCCUUUGUGGACUAUGCAAACCAUUAUUCUGAAUAAUGCUUUGGAUAGGAUAGGAUAGGAUAGGAGGCACAGGGAAUGAGUUUAUGGAACCAAGAGGACUGUGGCUCAAAAAAGUUUGAGAACCACUGAUUUAGAGCGUUUUUACUUUGCUCUUCAAGAAUUGUUUGAUCCAAGUUUGGAGGCUCUUCUGUUCUUUUGGGGGGGUGUCUGAACUCAGAAUUAUUGUCAUUCAAAGGCCUCCUUACUACUUUUGUUUAAUUCUCUCCCUGCCCCCCCAUUACUGCUAACCUGGUAUAGCCACACUUCCAAGUGUUUGCGUAGCCAGAGGAAGAAUUGAUGGUUUGUUUUAAGCCAUUCAUUCCCUUCCCUGAGUAAGUGUUGGAAACAUGAGUUCAGAAGCUAAGAGUGCUUCUGCUAGGGGAGACAGCUGGUCUAGAUGUAAGGAAGAGGACUGACUCCAAGUCUUUUCAUUCCCUUGGAACUUGCUCCAUCAAGUUCUGACUCAAACAGCUGCUCCAAGGAGCCUGGAAAGCCACAGGGUUUGUCCUGCCAGCUGGCUUCCCCUGGACAUACUUGCUUCUGCUGUGCGCUGUGUGGAUACUAUGAUGGGGAGUUCAAGUUACGGUUUGGGCACCAGCAUGAAUGGCUGUGUUCUUGUAGACACUUCCUUUCCCUGGCAGCCCUUUUCUCUGACAUCGUGGUUUCACUUUGUCACCGGAAGGUUUGUGCGCAUGAUACAAUUUACAGCAAGACACAUUGGGAACUUCCUUACUGAGCUGAAAUAAGGGUCCAUCUAUCCACCUGAGUAUCAUUUGGCUCCCAGCUACUUUCCAAGUUUGUGGCAGAGGGGCUUUCUUGUUGGAAAAUUAGGGGCCUUGCGUGGAGACCACCAAAGAUGUUUUGCAUGAGCAUGCUUAGGGGUGGCAUUCAGCUAAUGAGCCCCACCAGUGGAAGCGUACACAAGGACUUCCGCUAGCGUAACAGGACUCCCCUCCACCACCUCCUACAAACUGGCUCUGGGGAGAGAACCCCCCAAACAGCAUGCAGGAGGAGAAGAUGGGAGAUGAUUCUGUUAGGCAAACAGAAAUGACAGGCAGAGCAAUCUGCUUAGCAGAUUAGACUGAAUUCCUCCUAACUUCUGUAGACUGUUGUUCUUGAGGCUGGGCUGGCUUUGUGGGCAGCCUCAACACUGGUGUUAGCCGAUUAGAAGAGCCUUGCUGGAUAUUAGCAAAGGUCCAUCUAGUCAAGCACCCGGGAGCAGGGGCUGAAGGCAACAUCUAUAUGCCAGCACUGCUCUCCAGGUAAUAAAAGACCUGCUGCUUCCACUUCUUGAGGUCGUGUGUAGCCGUGUGUGAUAGACCUCCUCUGCCAAGAAUUUGUCUGAUCCCUUUUUUGAAAGGAGGCAAUGGUGGCCACCAAUCUAGAUGGCUUUAAAGAAUGAUUAGACAAAUUCAUAAAGGAGAGGGCUAUUGAUGGCUACUAGCCAGGAUGGCUCUGCUCUGCCUCUGCAGAUGGAGGCAGCCAGGCUUCUGAAUACCAGUUGCUGGAAGCCGCAGGAGGGGAGAAUGCUCUUGUGUUCAAAUCCUGCUUGUGAGUUUCCCACCAGUGUCAGAAACUAAAAUAUAUAAGCUAGUCACCAAAUGGCACCUUAAACCUAGGUUCCAGUUCUCACAAUGAAAUGCCGGGGUGCCUUUUUUACAAUGAAAAGUAUUAUUAUUAUUAUUAUUAUUAUUAUUAUUAUAUUAAUUCCAUUUCCAUGCCACUUUAAAUUUUAAAGAAAAAAUCUUAAUGUGCUUUACAAUGCAUUAAAACACCAAAAGAAACAACCCAGAAUAAAAGAAAUUCUGCAAGCUUCAAGGAAAAUAUUUCAGAUCCUUCUCCAAGUGACAUUUUGCUUUCCCCAUAUUUAUUUACCUACUUAUUUUAUAUAGCUUCCCCAUAGCAGAAGUAGUCUAGGAGUGUGGUGGAGUCUCCUUCUUUGGAGGUCUUUAAACAGAGGCUUGACCACCAUAUGUCAGGAGUGCUCUGAUGGUGUUUCCUGCUUGGCAGGGGGUUGGACUCGAUGGCCCUUGUGGUCUCUUCCAACUCUAUGAUUCUAGGAGGCCAGUGUGGCAUAGUGGUUAGUGUCUUGGACCAGGAUCUGGGAGAUCAGGGUUCAAAUCCUCACUCAGUCAUGAAGCUCACUGAGUGACCUUGGGCCAGUCUCAGCCUCUUAACCUACCUCACUGGGUUGUUGUAGGGAUUAAAUGAGGAGGGGGUUGAACCAUGUCCUCCUUGGAGAAAAAGGUGGGAUAUAAAUGUAAUAAAUAAGCUGUGGCUCACUAGCUUAAGAAAGCUGGUGGGGCUUGCCAGAUGGAGAUGUCAGCUACCAGCCUGGCAUCCAGAGAGCUCCAUGUGGUUGCAGUUGACCCACGCCAGGGACACAACCCGCCUGGUGUUUCGUUUGGCUACUGGGAGAACAGGAUGCUGGUCUAGAUGGACCAUUGGCUUGAUCCAACCGACUCCUCUUACGUUUUAAGCCGUCUAAGCCAGGGGUGAUUCCCACAUUUUUCAGUUCUGUAAAUUAAUUAUGUAAUCAUAGAAUCGCAGAUUUGGAAGGGGCCUCAAGAAUCACCUUGUCUAAUCCUCUGCAAUGCAGGAAUCUCAACUACAGCAUCCACGACAGAUGGCCAUCCAACCUCUGCUUAAAAAUCUUCAAGGAAGGAGAGCCCACAAAACUCCCAGGGGAGACCAUUCCGCUGUCAAACAGCUCUCACUGCCAGAAAGUUCUUCUUCAUGUUUAGCUGGAAUCUCCUUUCUUGUCCUGUUUUGACAAUGGAAUGGACUCUCUCAGAAAGUUGUGGUCUCAUUCAUCAGAGGUUUUUAAAAGGAGGUUUGAUGUCCAUCUCUCAGGGAGUCUUUAGCCGUGAUUAUUGCAUUGUAGGGGGUUGGACUGGGAUUUCUUCCGACACUAUGAUUUUAUGAGGAUGGUCUUACUUUUGUCUGCUGUGGAUCUCCUGCCGGUCAGAUUCCUAUGAUGUUCCUGAGUUCCAGUAUUAUGGGAGAAAGAGAAGAAAAACUCUGUACACUUUCCUCUCUGCCUUGUAUUAGCUGUCAAUCUCUGUCAUGCCCCCACUUAAGUUGCUUGGGGUGUGUGUGGUGUUGAUAAUGCUGAGUCUCUGCACAACUGGCUGGAUCCAUACGAUAGGCAGCUUACAGAAUCAUAGAAUUGUAGGGACCCCAAAGGUCAUCUUCAGUGCAGGAAUCACAGCUAAAGAAUCAUUGGCAGGUAGUCAUUCAAGCUUACAGAUGUUGUAGCUCUUAAGUUGGCGGAUGCGGUUUUUUACAGCCUUCAGCUCCAUAGGGAUUGGGACUCAGCCUCUUGUGUUGCAAUCUAUUUUUUUAAAAUAGUUUUUAUUGGUUUUUCGAUAUAUCCAUCCUUUAGGAAAUAUCUCUCUAACAAUUUCCCAUUUUUUCCUGCCCCCCUCCCAUGGACUUCCCUCAUACUUCCACUUUGUUUUACUUUCAAUUUAUUCAUCCUGCGUAUUAUUUCCCCAAUUUAUUCCUAAUACAUUUACAUCUAUUUUUAUUUUAUUUAAUACAUUUGUGAAUGUUUACUCAAACCCUGCCAAUGAGUCCCAACUCUUCAUGUUGUCUCUUCAUAUAUAUUGUAAAUGGUUCCCAUUCUCUUUUAAAGUCUUUGUUGUCCUUUUCAUGUAAAUUUGCUAAUUCUGCAUAUUCCAUGAGUUUCUCUUGCCAUUGUUCUUUCAUUGGGGUUUCUUCUGUCUUCCAAGCUUGUGCUAGUAAAAUUCUUGCCACUGUUGUUGCAUACAUAAAUAAUUUCCAGUUGUCUUUUCUUAUUUCCUGAUCUAAAAUCCCUAGGAGGAAUGCUUCUGGUUUCUUAACAUAAGUCUUUUAAAACAUUUUUUUCAAUUCAUUAUAUAUCAUUUCCCAAUAAUUUCUGACCUUUUUGCAUUCCCACCACAUAUGAUAAAAUGUACCAUCUUUUUCUUUACGUCUCCAACAAGUCUUAUACAUUUUAGCCACUUUCUCUGCUGUAAUGUACCAUCUCCAAUGGUACCUCGGGUUAAGUACUUAAUUCGUUCCGGAGGUCUGUUCUUAACCUGAAACUGUUCUUAACCUGAAACACCACUUUAGCUAAUGGGGCCUCCCGCUGCCGCUGCACUGCCGGAGCACGAUUUCUGUUCUCAUCCUGAAGCAAAGUUCUUAACCUGAAGCACUAUUUCUGGGUUAGCGGAGUCUGUAACCUGAAGCGUAUGUAACCUGAAGCGUAUGUAACCCGAGGUAUCGCUGUAUACAUCAUUUUCAUAUAAUUCUCUUUCAAUAAAAUACAGUCUGUAAAUUUUAAAUUUAGCUUCCCCAUCCUUUCCCAAUCUUCAAAUUGUAUAUUAUGACCUAAAUCCUGAGCCCACUUUAUUUCUGCUGACUUAACCAUCUCAUCCAAUGUUUCCCCAUAUAGCAGGAGAUUAUACCUCUUUUUAAGUAAUUUUGUAUCACUCUCGAUAAUUUCUUUUUGAAAGUUUGAAACUAUGUAACCAAAACCUCUCUUAUUAUCCUCUUUGAACUGUUCAUUCAACUGUCUAUGAUGUAGCCAACUUUGCAAAAAGACUUUAAAUUCUUCAUACUCUUUUAGUAUACCCUUCCACCCCCCCAUCAAUAAUUCUCUAAAUGUCAGAUGGCUGCCUCUCCUGUUGAGUGGUUUUAAUGCUAAUGCCUCCACUGGAGAAAGCCACCAUGGGGUUUGGGUUCUUAUUAUAUGGUUAUGAAAGCCUUUACGUUUUUUUAUCUUUCCCAUACCAUAAAUAUGAAUGCCAACCAGAUCUAUUAUUGUGCUCUUCCAAGUCCAGUAUUUCAUCUUUCUCUAAUUUAAUCCUGUCCCAAAUCCACGUAAUACGUGCUGCUUCAUAGUACGGUUUAAAGUCUGGGAGGGAAAAGCCUCCUCUGUCUUUUAUAUCUAUAAGCAUUUUACAUUUUAUUCUAGGCUUUUUCCCAUUCCAGACAAACUUAGAAAUAUUUUUUUGCCGGUUUCUGAAGCAGACAAGAUUACUUAUUUUCGGUAUUGACUGAAAUAAAAAUAACAUCUUUGGUAGUGCAUUCAUCUUUAUCACUGCUAUCCUUUCCAUCAGGGGAAAGGUCCAUUCUGUUCCAAAUCUCCAAAUCUUUCUUGAUCUCAUUACAAACUUUCUCUUGUGUUGCUGCAAUCUAAAGAUUUUGGAACUGAUGACCAAGUGAGAUGUGACAUUGGGAACCUAGAGUGGUUUGUGAAACAUUCAGAUGAAACAACACACAAUACAAAUGGCAGUUAUUUAAAAUAUUUAUUAUUCAUUGAACCCAGCAUAUUCACAGUGAAAACUCUCCAACAUCUCAACAGUGACAUAAAGGAAAACCAAGGGACAUUUAUGUAUCCAUUUCCCCCUAAAGGUCUGGGUAAAAACAUGUGACUUGACACCGGAAGAUUGUCAGUGAAAGAGACAAAGAAUACCUCCAGAGGAUGAGAGCUCCACAGUUGGAAUGCCACCACAUUGCCACACAAUGGACAAUGCCUAUUUACAGAACCACAAGAACCGUUUCCUACAUAGAUCUCAAGGCUUUGAACCCUCCAGGGAGAGAAUGGGCCAAGAUGAAAAGAACAAGCACAAAUCCUUCCAUUUUAAUACACAGAAUGUAUUAUAAAUAUAUGAAGAGCAGUGGAGGACCUUGUAUCAGUGCUCUCCUGUCAGGGACUGGCAGGAGUGUGCACCAGGGGAAUGGGGGUGGGAGAGGGUGCCAGUGAUUUGUGGAGAAAAGAGUUGGAGGCAGGGGAUGCUUCAGAGCUGGAGGUUGAGCACAAGAUGGGUUGGAGGAAGAGGCAGGUCAGGCAAGAGGCAAGCCAGGUGCUUCCCCAACCUCUCCUGCACCACUUUCUCCCAGAAUCAGGAGGGGACUGAAAAGGGAUGCGCAGAGGAAGUUUUCACAUAGGCGCGGUCUCUGGCUGCAUGUGCGCAGCCCAUCUGGGGAAGAUACAUAAGCUGGUGGAAGGGUGGUGGUCCCCUGUUGCUGGAAGAAGAGGCGAGGGGGGCCAGCCGCUGGGCUUACCUUCCCAGGGGCGUGAUCCGUAGCGCAUUUCAUCUCAGUGGGCUUGAGCAGUUCUUCAGGCGCUGAACAAGUGGCCUUGAAACAAUUUCUGCUUACUUGUGAGUAAGCGUGUCUUUAGGGCUAUUAGUGUCCGUGCAUCCAGCGGCAGGGCAGGGAUGCGGCGUCUCCUGGCGGUCUCCUGGCGGCGCAGGUGGAAGCUGGCAGGGAAGGGAAAGCGGACUCCUGAGUGGGCGAGGUGGAAGGAGCUGGCGGUGGGCACUGCCUUGUCUCCUUGCGACAGGAAGAAGAGACCGAGCGGUGGCGGCUCUGCCAAUCAAACGCUGCUGAGCUAAACCAGGCGCGGCGAUUGAGUGGCAGAGCCGCCGCCGCUUCUUCCUUCCUUCACCAUCGCUGGGAGUCUCGGCUUUGUGGCGUGGGGUGCGGGCUGGAUUUACGACCCAGGUGGGCCUGCUCUGGCCUACAGGCCUUAGUUUGCCGACCCCUAGUGUUGACCUAGGAAUAGUAGCCUAGAUGCUAGAUUGGUGUGCAUAGGCAUCCAGAGCUGUAGAAGCAACUGUGUUAUCUUUGACAGUCAAGAGUUAACAUUCCUUUGGCUGUGAAGUGCCUAAGACUCCCCCCCCCUCCAAAAAAGCAGUUUGGAAGGCACUUUUGAGUGGAGAAAGAAUAAGAGGGAGCAGACUUAGCAGCCCCUCCUUUCUACUGUUCUUUUUCUUCCAAUUAAGGAUGCAUUUUCACUACAAAAUAAAAUAAAAUUGGAAGACUGACAUGCACUCAUGCACCAUCUAUAUACUUUGGCCCUGAACCUAUGCCCUUUCCAUUACAGAUAGUCUCUUCUUGUUAUGGUAUAUAUAGGAAACACCAUUUUAAAGAGGGGUUUCUCCUUUACGCACAAAGAAAAAUACAGAGAAAUUGUGCAAAGUAAGAAAUCAUGCCAUAGAAUUUUGCUUUUCUUGCCAUAGAAUUUGAGCAGCAGGCAUGCAGCAACUUAAGAGAGAGAGAGUGUGUGUACACAUGCAAGCUCCACACCAUCCUGCCCUGGGACAAGGAGGAAACCAAGAUUAGAUUAGGCUCCUGUCCUGCAGACGUGCAGGCAGGCCUUGCAGCGGGUCAUGUGGGAAGAGCACUGACUCAUGUCCAGCAUCAUGAAACUUCCAGUAUUCUCUGGGUUUCACUGGAGCACAUCUCUUGCCCAAGAGAAGAUGCCCAGCAUGUGAACUGGGCACAGCAGUGACUGCACUCUUUGGGGCUUGGGGCUCUGGCCAGUUGCUUGUGCUGCUUUGAGUUUCCCAGACUUUUUUUGGAAAGCAUACAGGACAGAUUAACCACAGGUGUCUGAAAACGUUCUCCCUGUGCUAUGGUGACAAGCAAAGGGGACAUGAAGCCCUGUGCUUUUAGUGAUUAUACUCUGUUUGCAGUUACUUUUCCUCAGGUAUCUUCAGAACAUUGUCCUCCUUCCAUUUGCACAGUUCUGAGGUUGCGUUCUUGCUGGACAGUUCGUGAACUUGCAAGCCUUCUGUGGUGAGAGCAUGGUGGGGCCAGCGAAGCAAAUUGAACAGUUCAAGGAGUGUGUCCAUCUUAGAAACAGGAUUGCUGCUCAUGGCCUUCAUUCCACCUUCCAUGAACAAUGUGAAGAACCAUGGGCAAAGAAAGCUAACACAAAGGAGUUCAGUGGAGCACACCGCAGGCCUCAGGCUGGGAAAGUCAUCGCACUGAUAAAUUCUUAUCAGCAUCAUAUUUGAUUAGUGUUGGAUACAAAUUGUCCAGCAAGAACCUUCAGGGUACCUGAGGCAGAUCCCAAAAUGGUGCCCCCUUCCCUGCCUCAACAUGAGGAAUAAAGGGGGGGAGGAGAGAAAAGAUUGACACUGGGAUCUGCUGCCCCUGUGGGAUCCUGCCACUAAGGCAGAUGUCUCACUUUUCUGUGGCAGGAGGGGGAGGAGGAGCCAGCCACUGGAGCUGUGCCAUGCUUGCCUCCAUGCUUCGCCUUUGCACUUUUUGGUCAUUGAGGGCCCCCAGCCCCUAUUCCAAUAAUAUUUGGAGUGGUGGCCAAAAGGGCUCAGCCCCCCGGAGCUGGCGCCCUUGUGUGUGGCUAGUUCUUCUUACAUAGCUUCUGUUUCUGGGAAAGAUCCUGUUGGGUUCCCCCCGCCCCAAUGGUUAAACCCACAGCCCUUGAUUUGCCUCCCAUCUACAGUCCUCAUAGUGGCUUAUUUUCAUUUGCCUCUUGAGUCUCUUGCUUGCUGCUUGUCUGAGUGUAAUAUCAAAACCGGCUGGUGCAGUCCCAGCCCACUAUAAUGUUUAAUUUCCCUUUGUUUUCUUUUGGGGAGUUGGCAGGUAUGCUCUUUGGCUCUUUAAAGACUCAGAACCUGCUGAGGCAGCUCUCUCCCUCUCCCUCCCUCCCUCUCUCUCUCUCUGUGUGUGAUUCAGUAUUUGCAUGUGCCCUUAAAAAAGUAAAAUAAAUAAAUAAGUGAGCUAUUAACAGACUUAGUUCAGCCUCAGAGCUGUGGUUCCAAGGUUGCUCCUGAUUAGAGCCAUGUGGUGAAGGAGGGGAUUGUUUCAAGGCCACAUAGCCAAGCCCUUUCACUCACUACCAUAGCCAAGUCCUUCCAGAGUUCUCAAGACGGGUUUGUGUGCAAAUGUAGGAAACAGCUCUUAAAAUACCUUUUAGCAACACUGACACUUCAGUAGAAGACCAGAAAUAUUUAUUCAGAGGAUUGUAGAAGAUUUGGGGGAGGGGGGUGGAGCUCCGGAAUUGGAGCAUGUACACACACAUCUCAUUUUUGUCUUUCUUAGGCAGGUUUUGCCUGUUUGUGUUCUUUCAAGCCAAUUGUGAAAUGGGAGCAGGCCGCCUGCUUGGCUUUUAAAUCAGGGCAGGGAUAAUCAGUAAAUAAGUGAAUGCUUUUACAUGAUAAAUACAGCACAUGGAACAAUGCUUUUAGCUUGGUUGUGUAUGUAUGUGUUUGUGGUUCUCUUUCGUAUGUGAACUAGGGUGUCAGAAGAACGUCUCUAAUUUUAUCUGUCAAAAGCUGAAGGAUUGGCCUCUGAAUAAUUGGGUUUGUGCACCUCAUUCAUUCAUUCAUUGACUGGGGGUUUGAAAUGGUUAAGAUACUUCACAGUCAUAGAAUCAUAUAGUUGGAAGGGACCUCAAGGGUCCUCUAGUCUAACCCCUGCAAUGCAGGAAUCUCAACUAAAGCACCCAACCUCUGCUCAAAAUCCUCCAAGGAGAGUCCACCACCUUCUCCAUUCCACAGUCGAACAGCUCUUACUGUCAUAAGGUUCUUCCUGAUGUUUAGUUGGAAUCUCCUUUCUAGUAAUGAGCUUCAACUUCAUAUAAUUGUUGUCUUUUAGAACCAUAUGGAUAUGUGACAUUUAUUCUGGCCCUUCAAGAUGGGGGAUUCAGAAUGUGCUCCGAAAUGGUUAAAGAGAUAUUCCCGGUCUGAGCCCUAUAUUGUAUGAGAUAGCAGCACUUUUUGCACCUUACAGUUAAUAAUAGAGGCAUGAUACUUCCCUCCUAACGGAGCACGAACAUAGCGUAGAACAAGAUUUGAGAAAGGGGCAUUUGCAGUAGCAGCCUGUACUGUACACGUGCGCUCAAAAGCUUCACUUACUAGAGUGUUAUAGGAUAGGUAGCCUUUGAUGCGUAACAACUUGACGCUUUGAUGCAACGAAAACUUCGAUUGGCUUCUAAUUGGCUGCAGUGGGAAAACGUGUCACUCCCAUAGCGUGAUGACUAACACUUCCCCCUUGCUGUCCUUAAACUUGGCGCUUCCCACCAGCAGCGAGGAACUGAGCCCGGAGUCGUGUGACCCAGGACCGCAUGCCCCAUGAAACGGGGUUGGAGAUGCGACCAUGUGAUGUAGAGGAGGAGCAAUGUCUCUGCAGUACUGGGGACUUCUGGAUCGCGUCAGAGGGAUCAUUUAUGAAAGAGAGACCGGGGAUGGGAGGCAGGUUCUCCACUGCGCUUACCUUGGAAGGGAUUUCGUUAGGAUGAGACGAUGCUCUGACGUCAGACUUGUAGUGCUUGGAUGGGGGGGGGGAGGGAGCUGCAAUUGGCCACAGCCAUGUUUCCGCGCUUCUGUUGCAGCGAGCGCAACUGGUUCCUUUUAACAGAACGGUCAGGAGGGUCAUCUGAGGUAGUUUUGUAGAUGUCUGCAGUAGGAAAACACAGCACUUGCAAGACGCAGUGCUUUGAAGAGUGGGCGACUUCUUGUACAUACGUCAGUUUGUGGAAUUAGAUUUUAUUCUUUUAAAAAAUACAUAUUUUCAAAAGACCUUUUGGAAAGGUGAAGGCCUUCCUCCUCCAAGCCUGCUGGGGUGUGGCUUCCCCCACCCCUUCCAGGGGGGAAAAGUCUCUUCCUGUCUCCUGCAGCAAUCCAGUCCUCUCUGACUCUACGCAGCACUGCAGCCAUCCUGGGGAUGUACGUGCAAUGUGCAGGAGGGAUAAUGGCCCCCACAGCUGUUCGGAGAGGGGAGGGGGAGGUCUGUGUAGGCUGAAUAACUAGAUCACUGUUACCUCCUCUGCAAUCGGUCUUCAGUUGUGGCAUAUCUCAUUUUCCUCGGGAUUCCUCCAUGCUUUGCUUUUCUUCUCCUUCGCCGUAUUUGGUUCUCUCUUGGCGAAUUCUGGAAAUGUAAGUGCUUCCUUGUGCUGUUUUCCCCUCUUCUCCCCCUCUCCUCUCUUGCCUGCAGUUUUCCAAGAUGUCUGUCUGACUCCUUCUUUGUGUUCGCUGGUGAAGCGAUUGACUGGUUUGUUCUUUGCACAGAGCACUUAGCCAAAGGCAGCUUUUUCUGCACACAGGAUGGGCUGCCCUCUUGUAAGCCGAGUUCACAAAUCUGGUGUGUAGGGCAGCAAACACACAUGUCAUUUUUAACAAACAGGAUUUGCAGCACUGUAGCUAAACCGGAGGAGAAAAUUGGGGCACCAUUAGGGGAGGCUGAGUGCACUUUGGAAGCCCCGUGAAACGCGAACCUUUUGAUGCCUCUGUCAACAUUUUGCUUGCUGUUUCUGAAUCAUGGCAGUGCCGCUGUGCAGAAGGGGUUGAGGCAUGAAAAUCUGCAGACAGAGCCCAGAGAGUGAAUUGUGCCGAGUAUGUAGGGAGGCAGAUGCAGUUCGUGGUGUGGAGGUUACUCUGUCAUUUUGGUUUAUUGCUUUUUUUGCACCUUGCAGCUUUGCAGUGGAGUUUUCCCAUAAUUGCAUCAAACCACAAAUGGCUGCUAACUUUUUGAAGUUGGAUUUGAAACCUUUGCCAAAAUCCUUGAGGUCAUUUUCCCUUUAAUGUCGGGAGUUCUUUACAUUUUUUGUUUUAAAUUCUAAAAGAAUGUAAGCCUUUUGUGUUGGGGGUGGGGUGGGAAAUAUGUGAUCCCCCUCCCCACUUUGAUUUUCCUCUUGUAUUGCUAUUCCUUCCCCCCAAGCCACGGUGAGGUGUGGUGGGGAAAAUGUUUUGUUUUAAAGCAUUAGGAUGACUUUGUAUUUGGGGUGCUGCUUCCUCCAGGAACAUUUAAGCAAGGGAGUGCAUGCCACAUAAAUGAUCCUUGCUCUGGGACCAGCAUGUCCUCCAGGAGAUCUUUGUUUGCAGAGGAGGAGAGGAAACCAAAGGGUUUGUUCGGAUCAUGGAGUUUUUGCAAGGGAGCUGGGUGGGAGGGGGAUGAAUGCACAAAAGGCUCUGGCAGACCCUGCUGCUACUGCUGUGCUGGGAAAGAACAAAGGAAUGGAUUGGAAAACACAGGAAUGGGUUAACAAAAAUGGGCAAAUUUAAUCUGCAAAAAAAUAAUACUUGUAAAAAUCAUCAGCAUUCCAUAAAAGCUGGUGUAUUUAUCUAGCAUUUCAGAAGUUGGCCAGCCUAAGUUAGAUUGUUGUGAUUUCAGGAUAAGGUAAACUUGCCCCAGCUUGUUGCCAAGACUGGACUCAAAUUUGCUGCUUCUUUUUUUAACAUGGGCUGCAAGCAUAAUUGGGGAUGCAUUUUAUUUCUGCUCCUCCUGCUUCUUGAGGGAGGAAUUUACUUUGCAACCUGGUGUUUGUCCACAUGCAGUUGCACCUGAAUGUUGGAAGAUUCAGGACAGCUGAAAAAAACAAACUUCUUCAUGCAGCACAGAGUUAAACUGUAGAACUGACUCCCAUAGGAGGCAGUGAUGGCCGCCAAUCUAGAUGGCUUUAAAAGAGGAUUAGACAAAUUCAUGGAGGAGGAGAAGGCUAUUGAUAGCUACUAGCCAUGAUGGUUACACUCUGCCUCCACAGUCAGAGGCGUAUGCUUUUAAAUACCAGUUGCUGGAAACCAUAGGAGGGGAGGGGACUCUUGCAUUUGGGCCCUGCUUGUGGGUUUCCCACAGGCAUCUGGUUGGCCACUGUGAGAACAGGAUGCUGGACUAGAUGGGCCAAUGGUCCUAUCCAACAGUCUCUUCAUGUGUUCUUUAAUCAGGUACACUGCCACUGAACAAUGUCUCUUCCCCUGAACACUUUUGAGGUGUAGACACACGUGCUCCCACUCCCAACACGUCAUAUAAGCACUGGGCAAUGGGCUUUGUGGGGUGGUAAAUGCUUCCCUCUGUGAGAGAGUCUUCCUGGACCCACUUAAAGAAGCGGUUAUUAAACUGCUUCUUAAAAAAAACAUCUUUGGACCUGGCCAUUAUGGCCAAUUAUCAUCCAGUCUCAAAUCUUCCAUACUUGGGCAAGGUGGGUGGUCACUUGAACAACUCCAGGCACAUCUGGAGGAUGCAGACCAUUUGGACCCCUUCCAGUCAGGGUUCAGGCCUCAUCAUGGGACUGAAACUGCCUUGGUUGUACUGGUUGAUGAUCUCCAGCGGGCUAGGGACAGAGGUAAAAGCUGUUUCUUAGUUCUGCUGGAUCUCUCAUCAGCGGCUUUUGAUACCAUUAACCAUGGUAUCCUUCUGGAUUGUCUAGGGGGGUUGGGAGCUGGGGGUGCUGUUAUGCUGUGGUUCUGCUCCUUUCUCCUGUGCCAUGUCCAGAAAGUGGUGUUGGGACCCCUGGGCACUCAUUUGUGGGGUGCCUUAGGGCUCUGUCCACUCCCCCAUGCUUUUAAACAUCUAUAUGAAGCUGCUGGGAGAAAUCAUCAGGGGGUUUGGGCUAGGUGUUCACCUAUAUGUGGAUGAUACCCAGCUCUACCUCUCCUUUAAAUUGGAACCAGUGCAGGCGGUGAAUGUCCUGUGUGAGUGUCUGGAGGUGGUUGGAGGAUGGGUGGUGGCUAAUGGAUUGAGAAUGAAUCCCGACAAGACAGAAAUAUUAUUUUGGGGGACAGAGGGUGGGUGGGUGUGGAGGACUCCCUGGUCCUGAAUGGGGUAACUGUGCUCCUGAAGGACCAGGUGCACAGCCCGGGAGUCAUUUUGGACUCACAGCUGUCCAUGGAGGUACAGGUUUAUUCUGUGUCCAGGGCAGCUGUCUACUAGCUCCAUCUGGUAUGCAGGCUGAGACCCUACCUGCCUGUGCACUGUCUCGCCAGAGUGGUGCAUGCUCUGAUUAUCUCCCACUUGGGCUACUGCAGUUCACUCUACGUGGGACUGCCUUUGAAAGUGACUCAGAAACUACAACUGAUCCAGAAUGCGGCAGCUAGACUGGUGACUGGGAGCAGCUGCCGAGACCAUAUAACACCGGUCCUGAAAGACCUACAUUGACUCCCAGUAUGUUUCCGUGCACAAUUCAAAGUGUUGGUGCUGACCUUUGAAGCCCUAAAAACCCAGUAUACCUGAAGGAGUGUCUCCACCCCCAUUGUUCAGCCCAGACUCUGAGGUCCAGCUCUGAGGGCCUACUGGCAGUUCCCUCACUCUGAUUAUGUGAAGCUACAGGGAGCCAGGCAGAGGGCCUUCUUGGUAGUGGUGCCCACCCUGUGGUACACCCUCCCAUCAGAUGUCAAGGAGAUGAGUAAUUAUAUAACCUUCAAGAGACAUCUGAAGGCAGCCCUACAGUGGCCAGUUGCUCUCUCUUGCCAGUUGCUCUCUCUUCCUCCCUGUGUGUGGUGGUGAGGAUUGUGCUGAGAGAGAGAGAUGGUGGCUGUUGUUGUCUGGGCCAGAGGGAGAAAGUGAGUAGCCAGUGAGCAGCAGCCAUAGUGAAUGGUGUGCCCCUUGCUGGGUUUGGGCCCUGGCAGGUACUGCCUAAUGAUACCAGUUGCUGGCAGGUUUGUUCCUGGAAUAGUUCACCUACAUGAACACCCCCAUGACUUUUCUCGGAAGUCUUUGACACAUAAUAAUAAUCAUAUUUGGCACAGUUAUUUGUCUCUGCAACCCACUGAAACCUUUAAAAAGUCCAUGUAGCUGUAACCAGUGGGCAUUCUUUCCCUUCCUUGAUCUCCUAUCCUUUCCUUUGUCAAGUUUUAAAUAUACGUUCUGCAAGGUUAGGACCUGUUUUCUUUGCACAGUAACUUUGAUGGUGUGGUAUAAAUAAAGUUGAUCCCAAAUAGCAUUUUGGGUUCACAGGGUGGGAGAGAGGUUGGAUUUGUACCUCAUAAGAAGAGCCUGCUGGAUGAAGCCAGUGGCCCAUCUAGUCCAGCAUCCUGUUCUCACAGUGGCCAACCAGAUGCCUGUGAGAAACCCAUGAGCAGGAUUUGAGCACAAGAGCACUCUUCCCUCCUGUGGUUUCCAGCAACCGGAAUUCAGAAGCACUGCUGCCUCCAGCUGUGGAGGUAGAGCAUCGCCAACAUUGCUAAUAGCUAUUAAUAGCCCUCCAUCAAUUUGUCCAGUCCUCUUUAAAAGCCAUCUAAAUCACUGGCCAUCACUGCCUCCUGUGGGAGUGAGUUCCAUAGUUUAACCAUGUGCUUACUACUCCCAAAACCACAUAUCCUCAUUCCUCUCUUGUCCCCUGGAUAAUCUUCUCUCAGCUCUCCUUCCUUCAUGCCCCAAAGGCCAACUCACAGCCCACCUUUUAAAUCUGGCACCUACAUGAAUUGCUUCACCAACCCAGUGAAUAAGCUGCAUGGAAAGAAUUAGAAAUAUCAGCUCAGCUAGAAUUUCUCCAGAUUAAUAAUACUAGAACAAUAUGGUGGCUGAGGCAGCACAGUCAGGCAAACAAGCAAACAAACAAACAAACAAUACUAGGUAGUUAUAUAUUUUAUUCUAUUAAUAAGUUUCUAUACCACCCUUCACCCAAACUGGUCACAGAGUGGUUUACAAAAACAAACAUAAUAAAUGGAAACAUUAAAACAUUCUCAUAAAUUCUAGAAGUAGCAUAGUUAGAAACACCAUAAAAAUUACUUGACCCCAUCAGCCACUGAAAGCCUGGUGAAAAAUAUGGAGUUUUGAUCUGGUGUCUGAAAGAAUACAAAGCUACACACCUCUGUGGCGAGGUCACUCUACCACCAAAAAGGCUGUCCCAGAGAUGCCUAUACCACAUACCUUUUUUUAUCUCGGAAACACCAGGAGAGUCUCUCCCACUGAUCUCAAAACAUGGCUUGUGUGAUAGGGGAGAAGAUUUUCUCUCAGAUGUUUCUUCCCCAGGCUUAAUCCGGGCUUUGAAUGGCAACAUAAGCACCUUGAAUUGGGCCUGCUUGGCUUGGGAACUGAAGGAAUCAAGCAAAACUAGGAAUGGCAGGGGAAAAAGUUGUGGGCUGGACAGUUUGUAGCUGGUUGACUGGCUGAAUCCAAAGAGUGCUCACUAAUGGUUCCUUGUCAUCCUGGAAAGAAGCGACAAGUGGGGUGCCACAAAGUUCUGCUCUGAGCCCAUUGUUGUUCAACGUCUUUAUGAACAACUUGGGUUGUAUUGUGGGGAUGAUCAUCAUAUUUGCAAUUGACACCAAACUAGGAUGAGUAGCUAAUGCUGCAGAAGACAGAAUCAAGAUUCAAGAUGACUUUAACAGAUUGGAGAACUGGGCCAAAACUAACAAAAUGAAUUUCAGUAGGGGCAAAUGUAGGGUUCUACACUUAGACAGUAGGAACCAGCUGCACAGAUAUAAGAUGGGGGACACCUGGCUUGCCAGUAGUUCAUGUGAAAAGGCUCUAGAGGUCUUAAUAGACCACACACUUAACUUGAGUCAACUGUGUGAUUCAGCGGCAGAAAAAAAGCUAGCACUAUUCUAGGCUGCAUCAACAGAAGUCUAAUGUCCAGAUCAAGGAAAGUAAUAGUACCACUGUAUUCUGCCUUGGUUAGACCACACCUGGAAUACUGUGUCCAGUUCUGGGCACCACAAUUUAAGAAGGAUAUUGACAAGCUGGAAGGUGUGCAGAGGAUGUCGACCAAGAUGAUCAAGGGUCUGGAAACCAAGUCUUAUGAUGAAGAAUGGUAUGUUUAGCCUGGAAAAAAGGAGACCGAGAGGAGAUAUGAGAGCCUUCUUCAAAUAUCUCAAGGGCUGUCACAUGGAAGAUGGAGCAAGCUUGUUUUAUCCAAUGGCAUCAAGCUACAAGAAAGGAGAUUCUGACUAAAUAUUAGGAAGGACUUUCUGACAGAGCUGUUCAACAGUGGAACAGACUCCCUCAGGUUUUGGAGGUUUUUAAGCAGAGGUUGGGUGGCCAUCUGUCAUGGAUUCUUUCGUUGAAAUUCCUGCAUUCCAGGGAGUGGGACUAGAUGACCAUUUAUAUCCUUUCCAAUUCUAUAAUUCUAUGAUUCUUUGAAUCAUGAAUACAGAGGGAAACCUUUCCUACAUCUACACAGGCUCAUUUCAGACAUAGAUCAGGGAACUUAACUUGAUUCACUGUGAUAAAGGAACUGAUAAACUAUGGCUUGUGUUGGGCUGGUAAACCAGAAUCAGAAACCAGUGUUUGAAUUACGCUCACACUGUGGUUUGGUGUGGUGUCUGAAUUGGAAAAGCAGUCAUGGGACUGCUAAACAGAAGAGAGCAGACAAUAAUAUAUUCUGUAGUAGAUGAUACAUAACAUAUCACGUUCAAGGCACUGAACAUACAUUAUCAUGUUAUGAAAACAGUGGUGUGAGGUAGAGAUCUGUAUUACUAGUCCUAGAUGGCAGAUGGUCAGGGUUCCACAGUAUUUGACUGUGGGAGCCAAGCCACAAACUGCAGCUAUCAGGAUGCUGCUUUUCCACUGUCUUUGUAUCUCUGCUCAGUGUCAGCCACUACGCUACCUCAGUUCUCUUACAGCUGAGAUUUUCAACCUUUUUGAGUCCAUGGCUCCUUGACCAACUACAUUCUUUCUAUGGCACCCCUAUGGGGCUCAGGAGGCCAGUUGGGUCACCUCUUGCCUUCAGAGUGGGCAGCCUCUCACCCCUUUUCGAACACCCUCCCUUGUGGAGUGUUCCCUCAGUCUCCUCUCCUUGGGAGUCCUCCAGGCAGCCACUGCUGCCACCCUGGUCUCUGAGCUGCCCUCCCCGCCCCAAAGAGAGGUGCCUCUUCACACUGCCCCUCAGAGGCCUGGGAAGCACCCCCUGGCCAGCCCCAGAGGCACCAUUUGCCUGUGGAGCUUGUAGCCAGGGCUGCUGCAACAAACAGCUGUGCAAGCCUUUGGGAGGCAGAGAUGCGGGAGAGCAUCAGAGGAGGGAGGGAAGGAAAGAGGGACAGAGGCCAGUGUUGCCCACGGCACCCCAGACUAUCAUUCAAGACACCCCACGGUGCCACAGCACACUGGUUGAAAACCCCUGCCUUACAGCAUCCUUCACCAACCUGGGAUCCUGAAGAUCUUUUGGACUACAACGUCCAUCAAUCCCAGCAUCAUAUGGCCUUGGUGGCUGGGGCUGAUGGGACCUGUAGUCCAAAUUGUUGAAGGCUGCCCCACAACCUUAAUUUUUGAACUGGGAAUUAAUCUACUAAGAGGAGUGAAACAAAGGGAGCAUUUCUCUCCCAAAAAGUUUGUUCAUUUGAGGAGCUGCUGAAGUUAACUGAUGCCUUCUCUUUCUUUCCUGGUUACACACACAAAAUACCAUUCCUCUUUUGUUGCCCCUUUGUUGACUACUUUAGUUUCAUGAAUACCUUCUGGUGAGAGAUUUUGUCAAAGACUUUUAGAAAGUCUAAACCUGCCUUAUCAACUGAAACAGCCUUAGUUGCAAGGACAUUGAAAGCCAUGAUAAACUUGAUUAAAAUUGUCAAAGGAAGGGAGAGGAGCCCAGGAAUUUUACUCCUGAAAUGUUUUAGGUUGGCUUUUUGGAACCUGAAAUAGUUUUCCGGCACUUGAUAGCUUCUCUGCAGCAUAAUCUUAACUUGGAAAAUAUUCAGUGGUUUUGCUUGUAGUUGUUUCAUUUUCUUUUUGGGGGAAAAAUUAUGCCUGUGCUUUGAAGUGAUGACUUUGAAGAGGGGUGCGCCUCCUCUGGGUCCUACCAAGAAGUUUCUUUCUAAUGAAAUGGCUUUCAGAUGUUUCUUGGCAAUGUGUUUAGUGGACAUAAUAGACUGGUUGUAUGACUGGUGCUGGAGUAUUAUAGUAUGAAAUUCAAAGGAGGAGCCAUGGUCCUUCCUCCUUACCUUCAGGGCACUUGAUCAAUUCUGAAUUUCCCCCACAUGGUUUUUGCAGGAGAAACAAAAAGCAACUCAUGGAUCAGUUCAGCUUUUAGGAUUCUGAAAUAGGCUUUACUUAGGAAACUGCCUUGGUCGUCCUGAUGAUUAUUUUCUUAUUGGCUCAGAAACAAAACUGGUGACCAGUACAAGUUCAAGGUCUCUGAAUAUCUCAGCUGGUAGAGCAUGAGGCUCUUAAUGCAUAGGCAAGGGACAGUGAACCUCUUUGGAACCCAGUGAACCCAGCUGAAAGCUGUCUGUACUGCCAGGUGGUGUUUCAUCUGGGCACAUGUGGAGGAAUGCUAAGCUACGAAGGGUCAAAGCCGCUGAAGCUGGCUUUCCCAUUAUUUUCAAUUCCACAGCAUUAGGCCUCAUCAAUAGGUUGGGAGCAGGCUCUAAUUGGCCGCAAUAUAACCUAGCAGGGAAGCAGCCUAGAACAUUUCCUAGGUUAGAGACAUAUGUGGGGUUUGCAGGACAGGCACAGCCAGUGUUGUGGUCAACCAGAAGUAGCCACAACCCCCACCUUCCAGCCUAUGCACAAGCUACCCCAGUAAACACUGGCAGCCCUGCUUGUUUCAGGAAUGCUGAGCAGCCUUUGCGAGAGGAGGGUUGAACAGCUGCUGUAUCCUUGACCGACUUGGAUGGAGCCCAGGCAGCUUCCAGACCUGCCUUAUCUGCUCUCUGAGCAGGGCUGCGCUUCACAUUGGCAAGAGCUCACACAGAGAGAGUGUGUGUGCGUGUGUGGGGUGGGUGGGUGUGCGCGCACACACACCUGUGAGUGGGUUUAUGUGCAGGGUAGCAAAAGACUGGUUUACAAGACAACCACAGGCAGCUUCUCCAAGAAGAGGCUUGUUGGAGCUUGCCCACUCCACUGGCCUGUCAGUGCAGAGCACAAGUCGCUUAACAGGCUUCUGGCCUACAGUGGCGGCAGCAGCAGCAGCACAGGAGAGUGAAGUAACAGUGGGAAAUCUUGCAAUCUUUGGAGCGCUUUCCCAUACUAAGUUAGAACUCCCAGACGGAGGAUUUCUCAGGUCUUGGGCACACAGUUUCAGCACUCUGAUACGUAACUCUCUCCUGUGGCUGCCUAGAAGUUACUGGGCCCAAGUUAAUGUGUUAAUGUUGGCUUAAUGAGAGCCAGUGUGGUGCAACAGCUAGAGUGUUGGACUAUGACCUGGGAGGCCAGGGUUCAAAUCCCCACUUGGCUGUGAAGCUCACUGGGUGACCUUAUGCAGUCACUGUCUCUCAGCCUAAGCUCAGGGCUGUGAGGAUGAAAUGGGGAGGAGGAGAACUAUGUAUGCCACUUUGAGCUCCUUGGAAGAAAUGGUGGUAUAAAAAUGUAAUAUAUAAUAUAAACUUACAAAUCCUGAAUGAUUUGGGACCCAAAUGAUUUGGGAUGGAGUGCCUCUUCCCAUACUGACCAGUCCAGCCAUGACUCAUUGGUAGAGCAUCUGCUUUGCAUGCAGAAGACACCAAGUUCAAUCUCUGGCUUCUCCAGGUAGGAAACAUUCCCUGCCUGGGAUCUUGCAGAGCCACUUCCAAUCAGUGCAGACAAGACUGAGCUAUUUGGGCCAAUGGUUGUGUUCAGUAUAAGGCAGCUUCCUAUGUUCCUAAGGCUCUCAGUUCAGCAGGGGGGGGCCUUCUCUUUGCACACCAGCAAGUGUUCUUGCUGUGUGUGGGUGCAGGAUAGGCCCUUCUCCUUAAUUCUUCUCCAGCUGUGGAACUCCCACCCCCUAGAGGCACAGAUGGUCACAUCACAGAUGGGCUUCUGGCACCUAAUCAAAACAAACCUCUGCAAAUAAAUACCCAGGUCUUGGAGGGUGUGGGGUGAGCUUUGCUUUGGUAUUCUGGACACACAAGUGUUGUGCUUUGACCACUGCUUUUAACUGUGUUUUUUCUUAAUUUACUGUUGCAUUGUGUUGGAAACUGCUUUGGAGCUACAUUGAGGGGAAAAGUGGUUUAUAAAUAUUAUAGCUAAAAUAAAUAAUAGGCAGAUUGGUACCCCAGGAAAAAAAUCCUAAUUUGGGAGGCGAAUGGAGGGAGAUAGGGAUACAAAGAUAGUAAUAAAUAAAAUUAUUGGUAAAGGAAGUUACCUAUCACUUCCCCGCCAGCAGCUCCCAUGCCCCAUUUCAAAUUGUUCAACCCCACAGCUCUUCAGAGAAGGCUUAGAAUCAUAGAAUCUUCAAGUUUGAAGGGACCCAAGGGUCAUCUAGUCCAACCCCCUGCAAUGCAGGAAUCUUAGCUAAAGCAUCCAUGACAGAUGGCCAUCUAACCUCUGUUUGAAAACCUCCAAGGAAGGAGAGUCCACCACCUCUCGUGGGAGUCUGUUCCACUGCUGAACAGCUCUUACUGUCAGAAGGUUUUUCCGAAUGUUUAGUCGGAAUCUCCUUUCUUGUAACAUGAAGCCAUUGCCUCGAGUCCUCCCCUCCAGAGCAGGCGAAAACAAGCAUGCUCCCUCUUCCAUGUGACAGCCCUUAAGAUAUUUGAAGAUGUCUAUCGUAUCUCCUCUCAGUCUCCUAUUUUCUAGGCUAAACAUACCCAGCUCCUUCAAGCACUCCUCAUAAGGCUUAGUUUCCAGACCCUUGAUUAUCUUGGUUGCCCUCCUCUGCACACGUUCCAGCUAGUCAACAUCUUAUUAAAUUGUGGUGCCCAGGAUUGGACACAGUAUUCCAGGUGUGGUCUGACUAAGGCAGAAUAGAGUGGUACUUUUACUUCCCAUGAUCUGGACACUAGACUUCUGUUGAUGCAGCCUAGAAUAGCAUUAGCUUUUUUUGCUGCUGCAUCACACUGUUGACUCGUGUUAAGCUUGUGAUCCACCAAGGUACCACUGUAUUAUUAUUUUUAACCUCUCUUGCAAGCCUGAGGUCAUUCUGAGCUUUAGCCAGCUUGACUUCCCCCCUGUAACUGUUGGCUACUCGUAUAUACUCCUCCCUUGUGAUUUCCCUUUUCUUCCAUUUCUUAUACAUGCCCUUCUUAACUCCCAGCUCAUCUGUAAGCUCCUUAUGCAGCCACACCAGUUUCCUUAGAUGUCUCCCACUUUUCUUUCUUGUUGAUAUAAUCUGCAUUUGGGACUUCUCCUUUUAGAAACUCCCAUCUUUCUUGGACUUCCUUCUCAUUGAGUGUUUCUGACCAUGGGAUCACACCCAGUAGCUCCUUUAGCUUUUUGAAAUCUGCCUUCUUAAAGUACAGAGUGCAUGUCCGACUACACUCAGUUUUCCCUUGCCUCUGUUUCCUGAAACCCAGGAGAACAUGAUCUCUCCUCCCAAGUUUCUCAGCACUUCCACUUCAUCAGUUAGUUCCUCCCUGCUGGUGCUGUGGUUUAAACCACUGAGCCUCUUGGGCUUGCUGAACGGAAGGUUGAUGGUUUGAAUCUGCAUGAUGGGGUGAGCUCUUAUUGCUCUGUCCCAGCUUCUGCCAGCCUAGCAGCUCAAAAACACACCAGUGCAAGUAGAUAAAUAGGUACCGCCGCGGCAAGAAGGUAAAUGGCAUUUCCGUACGCUCAGUAUGGCUUGGUGGUCUAUAGCAGACACACACAGUAAGGUCACUGUUGUUUCUCUCUUCUACAAUUUUUACCCAUAUACUCUCAAUCUGCUUUUCAUGCUCCAGGUCAUGGAUUUCUUCAGAAGUGUACACAUUCUUUAUAUACAAUGCUACUCCUGCUCCCUUCCUGUUUGGUCUAUUCCUUUUGAACAGGCUUUAGGGAUUGUAGGUGGCUGUAAUGGAGAGAAGACAGUAAACUUUUCUUCCAUAGACUUGCUUAAGUUAACAUAUCUUAGAACCUAAGAGCAUAUGCUGCAUCAGGACAGUGGAACAUCUAGACUAGCACCCUGUUCUCACAGUGGCCAGCCUGUGGGAAACCCAUAAGCAGGAUUCAAGCACAUGAGCAUUGCUUCUUCCAACUGUAGAGGCAGAGUGAAGCUGUCAUGGUUGUAACCAUCGAUAGCCCUUUCCUCCAUGAAUUUGUCUAAUCCUCUUUUAAAGCUGCCUUGCUUGGUGGCCAUCACUGCCUCUUGUGUCAGAGAGUUCCAUAGUUUAACUCUGUGCUGUGUGAAGGAGGACAUUCUUCUGUUUGCCCUGAAGCUUCCAACCUUCAGCUUCUCUGGAUGUCCACAAGUACUAGUAUUAUGAGAGAGGGAAGAAAACUUUUCUCUAUCACUUUCUUCAUGCCAUGAAUAAUUUUAUAAACUGUCAUGUCACAUCUUACUUUCUCUAAAUUAAAAUGUCCCAAAUGCUGCAAACUUUCAUUGUAGGGGAGUCUUUGUAUUGUAAUGGUUUUUAACCAGAGUAGCAGUGGUGCUUAGGCCCGUUUUGAAUGGCUCUUGAGGGGUCAAGGAAGCAGCCUUGAAGGCUUGUGUUAACUUGAAUUAAAGGAUGUAUUGACUAAGUAUCUCUGUUUAAGGGAUACAGUUAACACUAUCAAAAUGUUUCCCUAAAACAAGAUACUUAGUCAGUAUAUUCUAUUAGGCAACACUACUAAAAUAACAGGCCUUUCUCCUAUGUGUUCAUAUGGAUGGUGCUACUUGCAUAAAGCAAUAGUGUAUAAGGAAAUGAAUGUCAAUUGAAGAAUUCACCAUAUGUACAGCAAUGGCCUUUCCUGGAAUGAUGAGAUGGGGAAGCACCUACCUGGGUGCUGAAUUUUCUGGCUGUUUAUUUAGAGCACCACCUUCUUGCUAGUUGAGAGGCUCCAGUUGGAAGAGUGAGAACCCAAGUGGCGCAUACAGUAAGCCCACAACUUACAGAGGGGUUACGUUUUUGUUGUUGUUGUUUAGUCGUUUAGUCGUGCCUAACUCUUCGUGACCCCCUGGACCAGAGCACACCAGGCACUCCUGUCUUCCACUGCCUCCCGCAGCUUGGUCAAACUCAUGUCUUGGUCAAACUCAUGUUCGAGAACACUAUCCAACCAUCUUGUCCUCUGUCGUCCCCUUCUCCUUGUGCCCAUAAUCUUUCCCAACAUCAAGGUUUGGAGAUCACACCUAAAGCCAAAAUUGCGAAUAGUCAAAACUCAUUGAGUUCAUGGCGGAUGGGAUUGCCAAAGCUUUCUGUCUGGGGCAACAUCACCAAGAUGCUGCUAGACUCUGGUUUGUUUGAUCCACUAGAACUCAUUAUUUCUGUUUUUCUUCUGUUGUUUCAGACCGGUUUGGAGUGCAGUUCAGUUGAUGGACCCAAAACAGGCCAAAUGGAAGAAGGGCCAUUUAGCCAUGUUGAAGAAAGAAGGUUGAGCGAGGACCAUAUGCCUGGCCUGGCCAAUGGAGGAGGAUCCCAAGCCGCUGGAAGAGGGGCCAUGCUGAUGGAAACACCUGCAUGGCUCAACAGCUCCUGCGCUGAGCAGAAAGCCAACUGGGAGAGGCUGCCAUCUGCCCCAAGCCAGGGAGACUCCUCCAGCAAUGCCAACUUGGAGGGUGCUCAGAACUUGGUGGAUUUCUCGGCAGCAGCAGAAGCAGCCAUGUCUUCACACGGGAUGGUGCCUCUGCGGUCCCCUUCCUUGCUGAGCAUGCAGCUCUAUGAGAAAUUCAACGCCGAGAUGAAUCGCAGCAGUGGGGUAGACCAUGACCUGGCAGUGCCUCUUUCCAGCACCUGCUCUGGCAAUGAGGACCUGACUGCUCUCAAAGCUGCUCUGAAUUAUGCAAAGCAUGGCGUCAAACCACCCAACUGCAACUGCGAUGGACCCGAGUGCCCAGACUACCUGGAGUGGCUUGAGAAGAAAAUCAGAUUGGCCACUGGAGAGGACCAGAGCUGCAUCCCACAGCCUCUCAGCCAGGAACACCAACCCCCCUUAGACAAUGGUGCUAAUCAUAAGCUGAUGCCUGCUACAGAAGAGAAGGAGGCUCCGUGUUCCCUGGAGGCCCUCCCUCUUACGGAAAAUGCACUGAAUAUUGCAAAGGAGAAGAACAUCAGCCUCCAGACAGCCAUUGCUAUUGAAGCCCUCACACAGUUGUCAGCUGUUCUUCCUGAGCCAGCCCAAGAGACUCCUCCCCCUCCUCAGAGUCCCUUGCAAGCCAUGGCAUUCAUCUCCAAGGAACAGCUGGAGCAGCCUUCCCGUUUCCCGGCACACAACCACCCCAACUCGGUGCUAUCUGAAUCCGGUGCUGAGCUGUACCAGAGCCAGGCCUCGAAAUCAUACAUGAGCCACAACCUGCUCCAAGCUCCUGCAUCAUCAGCACCAUCUUCCUGGCAGCAGGGAGCAAAGGUUGCUCAGGAUAUGGCCCCCUAUUGCCUUGAUCGCAACAAUGGACACCUGGAGCCAUCAGAGCUGUUCCCCAACUCCUCCACCCCGCAAAAAGUGGAGUUCCCCGAGCAGUGGGGUGAUGAAGGCAAGCUGAAGAGCAGCCUAUGGGGCCUGCAUUCCAACACCCCUCCUUCUCCACUGGUGAGUGAUCCCAUGGCUGAGCUGGAGCAGCUACUGGGCAGCGCCACGGACUGCAUCAAAUCCGUGUUCAAGCGACCUGAAGCAAUGCCCAGCAAAGCCAAAGCUGCCAAGCCAAAGCAGGAGCCAUUCGCCCAGAAGGACGACAGCCCCAGCUACCCCAAGGCAGCCUCCUCCAGCCCACAGCUAUCGCAGCUCCUGCAGGAGACGAACUUCCACAAGAAGACCCAGAAGGCUCUGCAGCACCACCUCCACCAUAAGCGCAGCCUUUUCGUGGACCAGAAGACACCUCCGGGAAGCCCCCAGGAGCAGAUGCCAAACUGGUGGGCUCCCAGCACCCAGGCCCAGCCACCACCACUACCAAAGCCAUCAGAAAAGCCUGUCAAGGAGAGGAAGAAGAAGGUCCAGCCUGAUAAAAAUACUCCAGCCAAGCCGCUGCGCAAGCAAGUCCAGAUCAAGAGGUCCAAGCAGAAGGACGCUCAGCCCCUCUUCCUCCCUGUCAGCCAGAUCAGCUUGGAAGGACUCCGCUCGGUUGCCACUCCAGAGCGUCCGAGCAAAGAGAUGCCGCCUGAGCAGCUCCUGAUCUCCAGCACCCCUCCCAGGCUCCUGCCCCCUCUUCCCAUGCCAGCCAGCCCUGCAGAGCAGUCUCCAUUGCAGAAGUUACUUGAAAACAGAAGCCCGGCUCCCAACACUCAGGAAACAUGCUGUCCCAACCAGGAGGAGAGCCAUUGCUACUACCCUGAGAACUCUGCAUGCAACACGGCUUCCCUUGCCACUCCUGUGCCUGGCUUUGCCCCUUGCUCAUCCUCUGUGGCCUGCAGCAACGGGCACGAGGAAGCCUUCCACAGGACUGCAAACCCCGCAGACCACCCUCUCUUCGCCCACAGUUCCAUCGCGAUGGAUGACAAGCUGGAGGAGCUGAUCAAGCAGUUUGAAGCGGAGUUUGGAGAAAAUUUCAGCUUUCAGAAUUCUGAGCUUCCUGCCCCACUGCUCCUCGGGGACGGGCCACUUUCAGCUCCCCACCCUCCUCCUCCUCCUCCUUCUCCUCUGCCCCCAUUGUCUUCUCUGAGCCAUUCUCCAGAGCCCACGGUGGGCUUAGAUGCAACUCUCCAGCCUCCGGCUAGCAAGGACUGCCCCCUUGGUGCUGCCAGUGCGGGUCACAAAACGUUACCCCUCUUGCCAGGGGCUGGGCAGCCUUUUGAAAACCCUUUUGCAGCUCGGUCCCCUAAGCAGAUAAAAAUCGAAUCUUCUGGUGCUAUUACCGUGGUGUCCACCACGUGCUUUUACUCUGAUGAAAACCAAAACACAGAUACCGCUUCCAUGGAAGGGACACCAACCAAGGAUAAAGUGCCGCUCAUGCCUACUCUCAGUGGAUUUCUGGAAUCUCCCUUGAAGUACCUGGACACGCCAACCAAGAGCUUGCUGGACACGCCUGCCAAGCGCGCUCAAGCGGAGUUCCCGACUUGUGACUGCGUGGGUGAGUCAUGUGAUUUCCCUGCCCCCUUGUGUCUUGCAAAGGAAUAAUCUUGAUUUCUAAAAAACGAAAACAAGUGUUGCCUGAGGGUGGGUUUCAGAAGAGGGUGUUUGUGUCUGUGCUCGCGUUGUGCACAUGUGCGGAGUUGCAUGGCAUUUGCACUCUCCACAUCAGGAUUUUGAGCUCUUGCAAAUAAUGCUGAGGCUUUCUGUGUUAACUCUGGCACAAGUUUGAAACAAAAAUGAAUCUGCAGCCCAGGUGUGAACCAGCCUGUAUUGCCAGUCCCUUCUAAAAGAUUACUUUUCACAAAACAACUAGCUGAGUCAUUUUAACUGACUGCUCUUCUAGUAGGGUAAUGGGGCCUAAACUACGUGUAUCUAAGUCAGUGGCCAUCACCAUACCUUGUAGCAGUGAGUUCCCUCAGUUAACUGUGCAUGAAGUGAAUAAGUGUUUCCUUUUCAUCUUCUUCAGAAGCAUGGGACUUGUUGCAUUUAAGGAGUGCAGGGGCACCGUUGCCACCAUUGAGGAAACUUUAAAGUUGUUUGCGCGCAAUAAGGAACUUUAAGGCCAUGUUGCCUGCACAGCAUCUGAUUGUAGGUGUGGGGUUAGCUGUAUGGGAAAAGAGCCUUCAGCUGAGUACAGGUGAAGGGAAGGGCCCCAUAGGGUUUUGAGCUGGCAGCUCUGCCCUUUCCAUUGAUGACCCCUGCAGCAGAGGUGCCAGUUUGGGCCCCAGAUUGUGGGUGCCCAGCGGCUCAUGCACGACAUGAUGUCAUUGAGUCACUUGCGUCACCAUGUGACUCCCACUGCCUUGCCUCCGCUGGCUCUCUGGCGUAACGGCAGUGACUGGGACAGGGCCUCUGUGGGCCCCAUGCAGAUGGUGCCUAUGUCAUGCCAUGUGAUGUCACAUGUGCAAUGUUUUGGGUUGCCUGGCUGGGCAUCCGGGCCCCCCAAAGAUGGCACCUUUGCCCUGCAGUGUGGUGGCUGUGAGCUGAAUACACCACAUGGAAAAGUCAGCUCUUUGUGCUGUGCACAUCAGCUUUCUCCAUAUGGGGGAGAAAUAAUGCAGUAAGAGAGAAGGUCGCCAAGAGGAGUUUACUAAGGACUUAGGCCAUCAGCUGCUGGUGAUAAAACCAGACGGCGCUGCAUGUCCAUUAUUGGUCGUUUGUCUGGAUGGCUGCUGUCCAGCUGAGAUUUGUUUUCUCUUUCUCUUGGCACUGGGCCACAAAGAUGUGCUUGGAAUAAAAAUUAGGGUUGGGUGAGAAAAGGGCGAUCAUGGGGGAAGCAGGAGUUCCUUUGUCCCUCAGAAACCUUCAAGUCAGCGACUUCCAACUUUGAAAGUGCUUUAACCCCUGUGGAAAGGAGCCUAUGCCAACAUGGCACACUCCCAGGGGGCCAUAUGGUGGGAAUUGUAGUCCAAAACAUCUGGAGGGCAUCAGGUUGGCAAAGACCAAUGUAAAGUUUGUAGAGCACCAGCCAUGGGCCAGAUGUUGUACUGGGCAAGUUCUGAAAUAUCUCCAAACUCUCUUGCUACGGCUGCCACAAUGUUUGAAGAAGCUGCACUUGGUGUGAUCUCCACCAACACCGUUCAUUAUGUAGCAGAGAAUUCUGAUGGUGGCCACAGGUCUCAGCCCACUUACUGGCCUUGCGUCAGUUGUAGCUAAUGUUGGUCCCUUCAGAUGUUGCUGAGCUGCAACUUCCAUCACCCCAAACUUUUAACCAGGCUGCCUGGGGCUGAUGGGAGUUGGGAUCCAACAACAUCUGGAAGGCCUAGCAUCAAUCAUCCCUGCCUUUCAUAGAUAUAAUAUAUAAAUGAUGUUGGUUUUCCUUUACCAUGGCUAUGUGUUUAGUUUGAAUUCCUGCCCCAUAGUGAAGUGUCGGCUGCAAUUCUGGGGUGUGGGGACCUGUGUGUGGUCAGGGCCCAACAAAUUCAUAAGCCAGCCUUCCUAAGCAUGUUCAAAGUUAUCUGUAAGUUACCAAGUGGCCAAAACUGGAAUAUAUGGUGUUAAGCCUUCCAGCUAGUAGUAGCAGCAGCAGCAGCAGCAGCAAAAAAGCAAUCUAGGAUGCAUGUUGCUACCAUUGGCUGUGCUCAGUGGGGUUGACAGGAGCUGAAGCCCAACAUCAUCUGGAGGGCAUCAGUUUGCCCAUCUAUUCUUUGCAUAGAAUCAUAGAAUUGUGGAGUUGGAAGGAAUCCCAGGGGUCAUCUAGUCCAACCCCUUGCAAUGCAGGAAUAACAGCUAAUGAAUCCCCAAUAGAUGGCCAUCCAACCUCUGCUUAACAACCCCCCCCAGUGAAGUGGAGUUCAUUCCACUGUCAAACAGCUCUUACCGUCAUAAAGUUCUUCCUAAUGUUUAGUCAGAGUCUCCCUCCUUCUCAUUUGAAUCCAUUGGUUCGGGUCCUGCCCUCUGGAGCAGCAGAAAACAAGCUUGUUUCCUCUUCUGUGUGACAUUCCUUCAGAUAUAUGAAGUUGGCUAUCAUAGCACCUCUCAGCUUGUCUCUUCUCCAGGCUAAACAGACCCAACUCCCUCAACCAUUCUUCAUAAGGUUUGGCUUCCAAACCCUUGAUCAUCUUGAUCACCCUCUAUGACUCAGCCAACCUCUCUGGCCUUCAUGCUGUCUGCUCUUGUGAAUAUCUUUUGUUUGUAUUUUUACAUAGAUUGAUAUCUUCCUCUGCCAGCUUCCUCUAGCAACCUCUCCAGGCAGUGAGGCUUUCAGAAGUGCCAUUGAAAUUCCCUUCUCCAGCUGUUUACAGUGAGCCUAUCUGUGUUAUCCUGCUAAGUCUCUUGGGAUAUUUUGUUAUACAGCAGGUCACACACCUUUAAUUUGUUGGGGGAGUUGCUUUUCAGGUUAGACCUUCAGCCCUGCUCUGGACCCAGUCCAGUAAGGCUGUCUUUGGCUUCCCAACAGUAUUAGCAGGCAUAGGCAAACUUGGCCCUCCAGAUGUUCUGAGACUACAAUUCCCAUCAUCCCUGACCACUGGUCCUGUUAGCUAGGGAUGAUGGGAGUUGUAGUCCCAAAACAUCUGGAGGGCCGAGUUUGCCUAUGCCUGGUAUUAGGCUCAGUUUUUUCCACCUGGAAAACAGGCAUAGUUUCUUCCUUCCUCACUGUAUUUUCAGAGGAGUAAUGACCACUCAUCAAGUUUUUCCCCUCAAUCUGAAAAAAGGCUCAAUGAAGGGAUUUGAUAAUGAGUGACUGGUUGAAUCAGGCUGUUAAGUAGCUAUGUACCUGGUCGCCAAUGGUGAGCAAGAAAUUUUUGCAAGUGACCAGUGAGUGGACCUGAGCCAAUGCCAAUUGUUUUCUUUUAGGGUAUAUCUUACUAACUUAAGGACCUCUGGGCAGGUGGGCAUGCAACUUUUGUGGACUUGUUUGCAAAACAAUUUUACUGUUUUAACAGUUAUAAAGCCAUCUUACAUGUUGUUAUGUCACUGAUUAACUGAUCUUUAGCUGGCCACUAAUUGCUGAGAUCAGGCCAUUUGGUCAGCAUAGACCAACCAUGCUGAUACCUUUGUAUUUCCUGCCCUAGCAAUGGAACUGGCCAAGAUUUAAGGAUUUCUGUUUUGGGUCUCUUGUUAUUUUAAAAUAGCUUGGCAACUGAGCCAAGUGUAGUCUGGCGGAAGCCAGUCUCCAUCAGACUUCAAAGAAAAGACCAGCUGUGUUUACACCCAACAGAGGGCAAAUCCUUGCAGCCUGCAACAGUGGAGCAAGUCUCACCUUACUGGAGGGUUUGGUUGCUUUUUUGUUUGCUUGUUUCAAGAACAAAUAAGGGAAGAAGGAGAUGAUGCUUCUCAAUUCUGGAAAGGCAACACCAUAGGUGCAGCUUCCAACAAUUGCCACAAAGCUGAAAUCAUGCUGCACCCAGGUUGGUGGCUUUUGCUGAAUUGGUUUUGAUGAGAGCCAAACACCAGUGUUCUAAAUUCCCAGGUAGGUACCAGGCGCAUUUUGCUACUACACAGGUCCAAUCACAACCAAGUGGAGAGUUUUGGGCACCAGGUUGGCAACUGAGCCAACUGACUUGCAUGCAGUCCUCCAUCAUCAGUUCAAGGAAAGUAGGUGCAGGGCUGAGUACAGAGAUAUUUGACUGUGCUGCAGCCUCUCCGCAGGCCACCCAAAGGGAACUCACAAACCACUGUUUAAAAACCUCUGCCUUGUUCCAUAGUUAAUAUCAUUUCCAUUUCGAUUGUGUGUGUUUCUCCGUCUUGCAUACUGGGACAAGUGAAUUGUUGUAAGAGCAAGCUACAGUCAAGCAAUGUAGUUGAGAUCAUAAACAUGUAGAAUUGUAGCAUUGGAAAGGACCCCAAGAGUCCUGCAGUCCAAGCUCCUGUGAAUCAACAUCUUCUUGUGGUGACCAUAACAUAGGUUUAAAGCGCCAUUUAGUGCCCUGCUUAUAUAUCUUGAGUUUCUAACACCACCAAGCUUGAUUCAGUCAGUUAGGGUUGCAGGAGCCUUUGGUGUGAUAGUUGGUUGAAAGGGACUGUGAAUCCCCCAGGACCUGCUAGGGCUUGACAGCAUGAACUGUCUUUUCCAUUUACUCUCAGAGUCAAAGGUAUGGAAGGUAUCAAGUGGUAGUUUCCAGGGCUUUACCUGCGACUCUGCUAGCAGAAUUGGGCCUUGGACUUGGACUUACACUUGCACUGUUGUUUCUGAGGGGAAGAGAGUGGCAUAGCGGUGAACUCAACCCAAGGUGGGGACUCUUGUCUUUCCAGGUAUGAAGUGAUACGGUGCCCCAAAAGUCCACAAGCUCAUAGAAUCGUAGAGUUGGAAGGGACCUAAAGCGUUGUCUAGUCCAACCCCUUCAAGGCAGGAAUCACAACAAAGAAUCCGACAGAUGGUGUUGGGUCACUGUUGCCAACUUGUGCAUGAAAUGGAUGAGACAGAGUGGGCCAAAAUCUGAUCCAUGGUCAGUGACCUUGGAACUCCAUUUAUAAUAGUAAUAAUACCUUUAUUGUCAAUGUACAACCUGUGUACAAUGAAAUUAACCAAUUUAAGCUCUAGUCAGGCCUCCUCCAGCUGCUCUCCAGCUUUUUGGGGCUACAGCUCCCAUUAGCACCAGCCAGCAUGGGUUUGCCAUUGUUCUGAUGAUCUAUGAGAAGCUGAAGAAGCCCUAGUGGCAGGGCGGUGAGGGCUGAGGACCCUGAUUUCAUUCUGUGUAAUGCGUAACACUGGCCUGACCUGCUCCUAGACCAGGCAUAGGCAAACUCUGGCCCUCCAGAUGUUUUGGAACUACAAUUCCCAUCAUCCCUAGCUAACAGGACCAGUGGUCAGAGAUGAUGGAAAUUGUAGUCUCAAAACAUCUGGAGGGCCAGAGUUUGCCUAUGCCUGUCCUAGACCUCUGACAGCUGCUUUCAAGGGGCUUGCAAAUAAAGCUUCUGGAGUCCUUUUUGGCAUUUAUGCAAUGUCAGAUGGGAAAGGCUUGGUCUGGUGGACCAAAUUGGUGUAAUUAAGCCCAAAGGCACAGGUGGGAAUGUUACUGUAGCUUUUCACCAUCUUACUAAGACCUGCCUUUUCUCCCAGGCCAACUAAUACUGCCUUAGGUCCAGGUGCUUUUGUACACCUCAUGGUCUUAGUGCAGUAACGUUGUGUUGUAGUGCCUGGAAUUGCUUUUAACUGACCUUGGUCUGUUGAACUACCUUUAUAUUGUUGUACAACUCUUUGGGGCUUCUGGUGAAAACUGGUUUAUAAAUUCUAUGAAAUAAAUCAAUCAAAUAAAUAAAUAACUUCCAUGAGUAGCCUUGUUGGUUUAUUUGAAGAUCCCAAAGUCAUAGGAGAGCAAUAAAUUGAUUAGGACCAAGUGAAAUGUCACAAACAACAUGAUCAUUCUUUCUGCAGGAUUUUUCUCUGUGAUGUUUUGGUUUGCCCCAGACUGUUUUUAACAGAUCACUGAGGCUGCUACCUUUAAUUAAGGUUUAAGGAUGCAGUCCUAACUAGGGCUGGGCGAUAUCUGCUUUCCAACAUCGUAAUAUAUCGCCAGCUAAACUUCACGAUGUGGCGGUAUAUUACGAUGUCAGAAAGGAGAUGGGGAGGAAGAAGGCAGUUGCCAGCCCUGGAUAUGAUUAGCAUCACCCUGUGCAACUUCUGCCUCUUCCUGGCAAGGCUGGGCAGGUGCCACUACCCUGGGCAGAGCACAGCAGCCAGGGCACCACAUGCCAGCUGCCGUUCGCCCCAAUGAUAGUCUCUCACUGUACAGGCGGUGGCUACCACAAACCACUGUUCUGCUCUGCGCAAGGAGGAAUGGAGAGAGGAAGCGGCACUCACAUGGCCAGGGAAAUAAAUGAAGGUACUGGCUUGCAGGCAGGCAAACCCCACUCCUGAGGCCAGCAGCUGGGCUGUGGGCUGUGUGUGUGUGUCUGUGUGUGUGAGCAGGGCCAGAGAUUAGUGGUACAUUGUAUGAUUGGAAAUUAUAAAAUUGCUCUUUCAAUUUUAAAUUUAAACCAUUUUCAGGCAACGUAUCAGUACAUUGACCAGGCCUAGUCCCAACCAUGUCUACUUAGAAGUAAAGUCCCAUGUAAUGUAGCUAACUCCCAGAUAAGUGAGGUGAGGAUAUUUGCAACCUUAGUUAAUUAACUGGUGAACGCAGUUUCAGCUGAGAGAGGCUACAUAAAUAGCUAGCUGUUGCUAUUCUGGUUCCAGUUUGUUAUUGUUAUAAAUACAGUGGUACCUCGGGUUAAAUACGCUUCAGGUUACAUAUGCUUCAGGUUAAAGACUUCGCCAACCCAGAAAUAGUACCUCGGGUUAAGAACUUUGCUUCAGGAUGAGAACAGAAAUCGCGCGGCAGCAACGGGAGGCCCCAUUAGCGAAAGUGGUGCUUCAGGUUAAGAACAGUUUCAGGUUAAGAACGGACCUCCGGAACGAAUUAAGUACUUAACCCGAGGUACCACUGUAUAACAUUAUUUUAUUAGGAAACAGAAGAUAUUGGCAGCCAUCCUCUUUUUCCAUCAGUGAGUUGUAUUUUUUGUUUACUAAAUUGUAGGUUAUCUUAUGACAAAAGGAUGCAGGAAGGGUAAAUCUCAGCUCCCAGCUAGUUGGUAUGGGAUUCAUUAGAACUGGCUUAUUAAGAUGGGCAUGUGGACCAUUUGGGAGCCUUUCAGAGAUGCAGAGCUGAAGGCAUUCCUGUUUUUCAGUCAGAUACCUUUGUUGUGCUCUGUGGAAACAGGAAACAGAAGCACUUUGUUUUCAGAGCUGGGAAAUAAGUUUUGAGCUCAAGUCAGGGUUACCAUUUGAGCAGUGAAGAAUUUUGUAUUUGUAGCUUACCUUAAUUACUAGGUCAGCAGAACGGAGAUCUUAACCAGAAGGGCUUUCCCCUGAUCUUGCUUAGGGCCUCUAGAUGUGGCUGCACUUUUGUCUGGGGUUGCAAAUAUCAGCCUGGGACCAGUCCUUUUUGCUACUCCAAGUAGGUGAGAAGUCCCUGCCACUAUAGGAUCUCCUGCAUGUUUCUUAAGGCAUUUGAAUGAAUAUCAAGAAAUACACAGCAGUAUUGCAGAGGGAGGAUGCACAUCUUUUAGCUUGUACUUUUGCUUCUUUGACACUACUUAUAUAUAAAAUGCCACCAGCUCUCAAGGAGCCGACAGGGAGAACAGGUCAUUUGCAGAACAGAGAAUGACAGUGACAUGGCAGCUAACUUACGGUUAGUUUCUUUAUUAAGGAAGCAGAACAGAGAAAACACUGAGACUUCUAAGGGUUGCUGCUAACUAGAUCAGGCAUCCCCAAACUCGGCCCUGCACAUGUUUCGGGACUACAAUUCCCAUCAUCCCUGACCACUGGUCCUGUUAGCUAGGGAUGAUGGGAGUUGUAGUCCCAAAACAUCUGGAGGGCAGAGUUUGGGGAUGCCUAAUCUAGAUGAACCAGUUGCCUGGACUGAGAAAGAAGCCACAAACAGCAGAGUUCCCCUCGGGGAACUUGGAGAAUUAGUAUAACGCUUAGCCUGUUCUUGAUGAUGUCACGGGGAAGACAACAGAGUCAGGUGUCUCCCACAGCUUCCCCUGUGAAACUCCAACCAGCCUGCCUGCCUAAUUGACCUUUCUUGCUGCUGCGGGGGCAGCAAGGGAGUAGUUGGGACUGGAGAACCUCCAGCCAAUAACCUCCAGUUAUUGGACUCUGUCAGCCUCAGCCGGCCUGGCCAGUGAGUCAGGAUAAUGGGAGUUGUAGUCCAGCAACAUUGGAGGGCACCAGUCCCUUACUCCUAGAAUAAAGGAAAAUUAUUUCUUUGAAAAUAAUUUUAGGCAACUUUUGAGCAUAAGCUUCGCAAAGUAGUUUGUAAUUUAUCAUGUUGUGUAAAUCACAGUGCAGUUUAAAAUCCCAGUUGUGUUUUGGUGAGCUGUGCUUCUGCCCUCUCCCCUCCCUACCCCCUCGUUUUUGCAGUUUCAGUGGGGCAUCUGACCAAGGGCUUCAUUCUGCCCACCUUCAGCUUAACAAACCUUCAGUUACACCUGCUCCCUUUGCUAUAAAAAGGCAAAGACACCGAGGUGAAAUAAUUCAUCUGGUUUUGUUUUUAAACAGAGCAAAUAGUGGAAAAAGACGAAGGGCCCUAUUACACCCACCUGGGAUCUGGACCAACUGUGGCAGCCAUCAGGGAACUCAUGGAAGAACGGUAAGUUGCAAAACAUGUGCAGUUUAAAAAUAUCUCUUCUCUUUUCUCUUUUAAAAUUCUUGCAUCAACAUAGAUAACCUUCAACACUUUGAUUCUGUGAUCACCAUAACUCCCUAUAAAAGGGAGCCAAUAGGAAAAGCGUGCAGGUGCCCCAUAAUUUUUUUAAAAAGUUUUUAAAACAGGUCUUUUCGGCAGAAGAGGUAUUGCACAAAACAGCUGUGUUAAAAAUAGAAAUUUUCCCUUGUCAGAUAUAGGAGGUGGGGAAGGGAAAGGGAAAGAAACUAAGAAUAAGGUUUUCAUGCAAAUGACUCCAAAUCCUUGCCUGACUUGGAGUGACACAAAUUUUAUAUAUUUACUGAAGUUCUGUGCAAAUCUGGAAUAUUGAAAAACUUACAUUUAAAAGAAGAAUGAAAAGGAAUGUGUGCCUGACAGGUAUGCAAAUACCUGUGCACAUGUCCCCAGUAGACUUUUCUGUGAUUCUGUGGGAAUCUGGAAUAUUGGAAAACUUGUAGUUCAAAAUUAAAUUAAAGAAGUGCUUACACACAAAGAACCAAAUACUUGCACGCAGUGCCCAUAAUGGGCCUCAGACUUUUGGAACUUACAGUGUGUGGGGAAGUACUAUUUGGGAGCCAGUGUGGUGUAGUGGUUAGAGCAGGCAUAGGCAAACUGCCCUUCAGAUGUUCUGGGACUACAACUCCCAUCAUCCCUAGCUAACAGGACCAGUGGUCAGGGAUGAUGGGAAUUGUAGUUUCAAAACAUCUGGAGGGCCGAGGUUGAGGAAGCCUGGCCUAACCUAUCUUGAAGGGGUGAUGGCAAUUGGAUGAGGAGGGAGAGAACCAUGUAUGCCACCAUGAGCUCGUUGGAGAAAAAGGUGGGAUAUUAAUGCAACAAGCAAACAGCAGCACACAGCAUGAAUACAUCCCAUCAGGCGCUACCCACUAGUGUGGACAGGAAGCACCAAGAUGGGCUUGGGAGGCAUAAUAAUUUUGAAAGUGCUCAUAGAUGGUUGAAGGUAUACAAAUGUGAAUGUGGAAACAGUGACCCACAUAUGCCUGAAACCUUGAAUGUCCUAGUGUUGGUGCAGCCUUGGUGGAGAUUCCUCUGCCUCUGGACCUACAGACCUCUCUGCCUCUUCUCCUUUCUGCUUUGGCCCUUAGUGCUGCAGGCGUACAGUCUCAGUCCUCCGUUUUGACUGGCAGGUCCAUAUAUGCUGAGUCAGGCAUUCAGCCCAAAGACAAAGGGCCUGAGCAGACCUCUUCAUUUUCCUGUUAUAUGGCAACAUGCAUUGUGGUCUGAAACCAGCCAACCCAGUUGAACUGAUCUGAACUUGUUUGUGUGUUACUGAUCCUGAUCACUUUCCCACCACCUAGACUUUUAAAAACACACGAGAAAACAGUUUAAACAUACUAGCAAAUUGGUUUCCUCCUUUAGAGAGAAGGGUUUUAAUAUAAAUUAUACUACACAAAUUAUAUAUGUGUAUGUAAAAGUAGCAGUUGUUGAAGUACGUUAUCUCUUAGUUGGUUCCAUUCACAGUAGAAGCAUUGAAACUAAUGGGCCUGCGUUAGUCAUGUCCAUUCAUUUCAUUGGAUCUUCUCUGAGUAGGACCCACUGAUAUUAUUUACAUGGGGUGGGGGGCAGCACACGUCUUUUUUGCAUAUUCAGAUUCAGUGAAAGUAAACCCUUCAAUGUAAAUUUGGUUAAUUUUUUUUUUAAGGGAAGAUAUGCCUCUAGUCUUUAGAUUAUUAAAAAAACCUCCCAAAUUAAGGUGUUGUUGGUUUUUUUAAAAAAAGGGUUUAAUAAUUACUUGUGAAAUGUGGUAGAAAUCUAUUGGAAGACAACAUAUGUCCUACUUCGCAGGGUUGGUGUGGGGAUUUAAUUAAGCAAGGGGAGAACCAUGUACUUCACCUUGAGCUCUUUGGAGAAAACGGUGGGAUAUAAAUACCAUAAAGUAAAUAAAGUCCACAUGAGUUUUCUGAGAAGGGAGGAGGGAGCAUGCAGCUUGUUUCUCAUCCUCCAAAUCAUGGUUUGGAGAAUUGUUUGAAGACUGCCAUGUUUUUAAAAAGGGAAGGUUGGGCUGAGGCUCACAUCCUCUCAACAUUAAAAAUGUAAGAUGUUCAGGUACUUCUUUUAAUUGUUGCCAGUAGAAGUGUUGUCUCCCUGGCUCAUCCAGAAGGUCAUUUGAAUUUUAGGUAUAACAUACAAGAAAGAGGUGCUUUCCCCCCUAUUGUUUCCGUUGAGGAGUUUUGCCCAGGCAACAGGGAGGGUUAGUGCUGCAGACUGCUUGCAGGUGGGCCGACACAUGUUCAGACUGAUUAGGUUACUCCCCUGCAGUUGACUCAUAGACUGCUGAAGAAGCUGAGUCACCUCUAAACACAUUGCCACUGAAUCACCACCGCAGGCAGCACAACCAGGGCUGGGAGGCUGACGAUCCUAAAGGCGGAGGUGGGAAACGUACCUCUGUGCAUCAAUAACUGAUAUGAAGAACAUCUCCCACGCUCAGUGAGUCCUUUUGAGAAGCACGUCUUCUGCAAUAAAGUGAAAUGCAACCUUUUCCCAGUGAAUAGCAAAGCCCCAGUGUGUGACCUCCGGUAUCCUGGAGAUACUGCUCUUUGGGAAGGUUGAGUUGCAAUUAAUAGAACUAAUGUAGGAAGUUGUAUUUGCCUGUCUCUUAGCUAUGAUGCCCCGAAGCACUGGGAUGGCAAAACAAUAACCACACCAAGCAUUUUAGAGUACAUGUUGGGUGAAACAUACACAAACCAGUCCUGGCUUUCAUAAGCCUUGCACUUGCAUGUAGCCUCCCUUUGCUCUUCCUUUCACACAAGCAGCUGAACAAGUCAUGUUUCAUUUCCUAACCACAGCUUCCUGUUGCAUCCAAACUCCUAAACUAUGGUGAACAGCUCGCAAACGAGCUAGAAUAUUAAACCAUGGUUUUGAAGUUAGCUUACUAUCCUGGCUAGAAGGGCUGUCUUAAGCAUAUGCGGCGCUGGGGUGCAAAGAUCCGCCCGGCACCUGCCUCCCCAGGUUGCCCAGUCCUAGGCACGCAGGAGGGUGGAGUUGGCUGGCCGUCUCAGCGUCUUGCUGGCUCGGUCGCCCCUGAACUUGCAGCACAGAGCCACCCACAGCAGAAGAGCCCACUGUGGCGCUCCGACCGACAGGCCGGCUCUUCCCCGGACUCAACUCUCGGGCCCCGGACUCUUGGCCUGCCACCCCUGAGAUCCCAGCGCCCAGGUGCCCUGCACCUCUAGCGCCUAUGGGUAAGAUGGCCCUGCUGGCUAGUUUGAAAGCCAUUUGGCAAGUGGAAGCCCAACCCACCUUGUAAUCUUUCUCCAGUCUUUCAGGAAGAGGUUUCACUCAGAUAGUCCUCUAGAGCAGAGCUCUCAGUCAUGUGCCCUGUUUGUCUUCCUAAUGUUGUGACUUUUCCAACCAGGUAUGGUGAGAAGGGAAAAGCCAUCAGAAUUGAAAAAGUGAUCUACACAGGGAAGGAAGGAAAGAGCUCCCGCGGCUGCCCCAUCGCAAAGUGGGUAAGUGGCUGCCCUCCUUUCCCCUGGCAUUUAGCAUUUAUCCCAGAAACCUGGCCGAAUAGCAGUUCCUAUGCAGUCACUGCCAGCAAACAAGAAUGUUCCCAAAUUCUUCCCCAAAGACCCUCAAUAACUCUCAUUGCAGGAAUAGUGGAAGGAAGAUACAAUUUCAUAGUGGUGGGGGUAGUGGAGGAGGAGGAGAGGGGCAAGGGCUCUCACCUAGGAUGCCACUUCACUCCAGUUGGUGGGCAUAGCAGUGGAGGAAGGCUUCUACAGCCCACUUAUGGUCUUUCCAGAGGGAUCCGGCUGGCCACCGUGGGAAACAAGAUGCUGGACUGGGUGGGCUUUUGGUGGUCUGAUCCAGCAGUUAGGCGUCUCUUAUGUUCAGGCAUUGAUGUGCAGCACUGCCACGCCAGGGGAGUCAGCAGCAACUACAGUUCCUUCAAUUGUAUGGAAAAUAAGUCUACAGUGUGUCACUUUGCCCCAUUAAUGUUGACUUCUCUUUGGGCAGUUCUGCCCAGGAGGCUGGGCAGCACCACUCUGGCCCCGUUGGGGGAGGAUGGCAGGGUGAGGUUGGAGGCUGUAUUUUCCUUAACCAAGCAAUAUCCUCUCCUGUUUUCCAGGUCAUCAGGAGGCACAACUUAGAGGAGAAGCUCUUGUGCCUGGUGCGACACCGUGCUGGUCAUCACUGCCAGAAUGCUGUCAUCAUUAUCUUGAUUCUGGCCUGGGAGGGGAUCCCUCGUGCCCUGGGGGACACCCUGUACCAGGAGCUCACUGACACGCUCACGAAAUAUGGAAACCCCACCACCCGGCGAUGUGGGCUGAACGACGAGUAAGUUCCUUUAGCCCUGGCCAGGCUGCUGGAGACAAGAGGCUGGUGGGACACAGCAUUUUCUCAGAGAUCUUGGCCGGGAGGAGACAAAGCAGCUAACCACAGCCCUGUUCUGCUUGUGUGUGUGUGUAUUUAUUUGCCCAUGGUUUACUGUGCAGUAUGAAGUUUGCCUCACUUGCCUGAGCAAUGGAAUUGAUUUACUGAAAGUUUCCUUGGACUGGGGAGAGGCGGGUCCUUUAUUGACUCCUGAUUUCUGCUUCUGAAGAGGUGAACAUGUUACCUCAAAAACUAACAAGUUUCUCCUGCUUUCCCUCCUUCUUUCUCUCCCCUGACUACCAUUGAUUAGGGGCCAAAUAGAAGAUCCUUGGGUCCAUAUCAAACUUGCCCCCUCCAGACCAACAUUUUGAGCUCUUCCCUGCUUAAAAUUAUCAGAUUCAGUGAUAGCGGGAACUGGCAAUCCUUUUUUAAAAACAACAAUCUUGACAUGAGACAAAAAAUACUAGAACCACACCGUUGGAACCGCCCCCACCAGAGCACUUUUACCUUCUGGAGCUGCUGUGCCAAAUGGGCCUUAACCCUCCCAAGCAAGGCAAAGGGUUUUCUUUAUUUUUAAGUUCUUUGCCUUGCUUACCAGCUCCAGGAGGCUCUCAUAGGGAUGUGUGAGACAUCAUGAGAGCCUUUCAGAGCCCACAUGAGAGCCUUCUAGUAAGCAAGACAGUAAGCAAGACAGAGAUAAAAUAAAACUUUAUUCACAUUAGCCAGUGGCCAUAGCAACAGUAAAACAUUACAGUAUACGCAGAAAAGGAAAUUUGAUAUAAGAGCACAAUUUAAAGUCCUGAAUCAGCUGUCAGUUAGUGGCCCUUAUUCUGAUUGUCUCUGUUAUGAACCUAGCAACCUUUGCUGUUAUCUGCUCAUUUUGAUCUGACAAAAGAAAGGACAUUGUGGCCGUGGCUGAGCGCCCUGGGAUGGUUAGUACGAGUGGGGUGAUGAUCUCAUUCCUCAGGUCUUUGUAGAGAGUGCAAGACAGGAGGACGUGUGCCGCUGUUUUGAUGCUACCAUCUCCACAGGGGCAAAGACAUUUCUCAGGUGGGAUCUUUUGAAAUCGACCCUCAAGUACCGCAGGUGGCAAAACAUCCAGUCUUGCAAGUGUAAAAGCACGUUUGUAUUUUGGGAUAAUAAGUUUGUGUAGAUAUGGGGCCAGAGAAUCAAAAUGGAGAGGUGGAAAAUGAACAUACCAAGGGCAGAAUUUCCUUAUAGCGUCCAGGUUGUUCUGAUGCUCGAUAUCUUUUAGACGUUGACCAAUUAGACUGUUUGCUUUAGUAGGGCCCAUAGUGAGUAGGUGUUGUGGGGAUAGGCCGCAAGAGUAAAGUUUUUGAUAGAUGGUUUUAAGCCAGGCACUUUUAUGGGAGUCUUGAAGUACUAGGGAUAGUAAACCAGGGAGAUUUGAGUUCAGGCGGAGCCAGAAGUUAAGAGUUCUUUGCCAAGUCUGUACUUCUACUGAAGGGAGACUUGCCUCCAGUCUCAGUGAUGCGUUUGGGACGCAUGGCGGUACAGAAAAAAUCUGCCUUAGAAACUUUGAUUGAACAGCUUCCAAAGUGCUAAGGUCCAAAUCUGAGCCCCGUAUAGUAGCUGUGCUAGGGGUUUAGAUUGGAAGACUUCUAGGGCUGAUGGUAUAUGUUUGCCACCCUUUGUAUGGAAAAAGCAAGUCAAUGUCUUGGCACUUUGGGAUGCUUUUUCUUUUGCACAUUUUGGUGUGCUCCCCAUGACCCCAUGGACUGGAAGAUAAGGCCCAAAUAUUUGAAAGCUUUGACCUGUUCAAUUGGCUGAUUGUCCAUACGCCAACUGUGGGGCCUAUAUUUUCUUGAGAAAACCAUAACUUUGGUUUUCUGAUAGUUUACGACCAUGUGUUCUCUCUGGCAAUACACUGAGAAUUCUCUUAUCAAUCUUAUUAGGCCCAUUUUUGUUUGGGAUAAGAGGACUGUGUCAUCAGCAUUUAAUAGUACAAAGAUUGGUUUUGAGGCCAGUUUAGGGGCAUGGAACUCUGGAGAUGUUAGCCACUGGACCAUGUCAUUUAUGUAUAGGUUGAAGAGUGCCAGAGCUAAAAUGCAUCCUUGCUUGACUUCCUUUGUGGCUGGUACAGAUCCUGUAAGUUGGCCAUUUGUAGAGCAAUGCACUUUCAGCACAGUGUCUUUAUAAAGGCAGUUAAUAAGAUCUUUUGUCUAUGCUUGAGGUGUUCAGUUUAGCCCAUAGUCUUACUUGUGAGAUUGAGUCAAAAGCAGCUUUCAAAUCAAUGAAAGCAGCAUACAGCACAUCGCGAGAUUGCUUGGCGUACUUAUCUAUGAGGUGGGCUAGGACGAAGCAAUGGUCUAUGGUAGAUCUGCCUUGCCUGAAUCCUGCUUGCUCUUCCGCAAGGAUAGCCUCAACAUCAAUCCAGUGGAUUAAUUUAUUGUGGAGGUGUUUUGCAUAUAAUUUACUAACUAUAGGUAAGAGGCUGAUAGGUCUGAAGCUGGCUGGAUCCGAAGUAGGGCCCUUUUUGAAUAUUGGGAUGCUUACCGCAAUGGCCCAGCUGUCAGGGAGUAAACCAGAAGAAUCAAUGUGAGAGAAUAUUGCCGCAAGCAGAGGUGCCCACCAGUCAAUAUUGGACUUCAAAAGUUCUGGGGGCAGGUGAUCAAUGCCUGGGGCUUUAUUGUUUUUUAGCUGUGUAAUUAGGUCUUUUACCUCAGUCGUGGACACUGGGGGCCAAGCUGGUAAGUUUUCUGGAGAUACUGUUGGGUGAUUAAACUGAGUAUCCUGGUCUACGAAAAGUGAGCGGUAGUACUGCGUCCAUUCUUGGGGUUCGACAGUACAAAUUGGCCCUCUCCAUGCUCCAGUAGGCCUGAUAUGGUACGCCAGAAACAGGAUGUGUCCUUGUUGUGCGAGGCCUUUAUUAGGCUGUACCAGGCGUUUCUUUCAGCUCUGCAAGACAGAAAGCUUAAAAGCUCUUUCUGUGCUGGGGAAUACCCUGUACAAAAAUAGCUUUUAAGCUCUCUGCAUUCUGUGCAUUCAAUUUGUGCAGUUUUAGCUAGCCAGCCUUCAGCCAGGUAAAGUUGAAACCGCACAUGUUACCUCUACACAAUAAAUUGUUACCUGUACACAAUUCUGAGUUACCUGUACACAAUAAAUCGUAGCUAUGUGUGUUAGAAAGCUCCCGUGAUUAUGAACACUUAUUUAGAGAAAAGACAAUAAGAUUUAAGCUCAUUAAAAUAUUGCAACAUAUUAGCCACUGAUAAGACAGAUAUACAUAACAGUUAACACACUACGUUGCAAGCACAUUAAAAGUUAAUCUUGGGAAUAAACUUCACAUCACAUUAAUAUGAGCACAACCCAUACCUCCCACAUUAUCAGAAAGGAAAGGAAAUCCCCUUAACUGCUUUAUAAGUCAAUGCUUUUUAGAGGUCAAGUUUUGGUUUAUGGUUGGGCUCCCUUGAUGGGCACCUCCUGAUGGGGGGAUUUGGCCCUCCCAACUCAUUUGUGGUUGACACCUUUAGAUUCAGUGGGUUGGGAAUGGCAAGAGCACAGGUCAGUAGCUCCAUUUGGCUGCUGUGGACAGCAUCUGAAAUGCCUUCCUUUGUAUUCAUUGCAGCCGGACCUGUGCGUGUCAAGGCAAGGACCCCAACACCUGUGGUGCCUCUUUCUCCUUCGGCUGCUCUUGGAGCAUGUAUUUCAAUGGGUGCAAAUACGCUCGAAGCAAAACGCCCAGGAAAUUCAGACUUCAGGGAGACAACCCCAAAGAGGUUAGUGAGACACCCACCCACCACUGCGCCUCCCUUUGUUUUGCUUGUUCAUUUUUCAUGGGGGAUUCCACCAGCAUCUCUUAAGGGGAAGAGCAACGACAUGGGAUUCUCGCAAAGUUUAUGUGAGACUUCCCCCAAAGUAGGCUGACCAAAUACCUGCUUGCAUUUGGUCAAGCAAGUCAUUGCUUCCUUCUUGUAAACGUGAAAGGGCUGGAAAAUAGCCUCUACAAACCAUACCAAAAAUAAGUGGAUGGAAAAGUUUUGGAAUUUGUCCUAAUGGCAAAAAUACUUAAGAAUUGAAGGAGGGGGCUGCUGGCGGCACUAAUAGGGAAACCGCAUCACGAAUUGUAACCAUUGUCCUUAUUACUCCAGAAUGAAUUUCUUGCUUCCUCAUUUGAAAGGUGUUCACAGUUCUUAUAAAUAAUAUAGGUUAUUGAUCACUAUGGAUUGCAUCCAACUAAGUUCUACUCAGAGUAGAUCAAGUGAAAUGAAUGAACCUAAGCUUGUCAUGCCCAUUAAUGUUGGUGGGUCUACUAUGAGUAGGACUGGCAUUUGGCUACAACUCUAUGAUGCUAGCUUUUAAUAUUUGGUAGAAAGGAUUGGGUCCUGGUGAAACGCUUGGAAGUAUUACCCCUUGUUUCGGAAAUGUCCUUGCCGGCACUAGUUUUUGAUGCAGCUCCUUUGAAAUGCUUUACUAUGGAUCCAUUAAAAAAAGGUGAAAGGGUUAGAGGCUAUUGUCCUGUAGAAAAGCCCCUGCUUUGUGUGUAGAAAGUCCCAGCCUGAAUGAAUCUCUGACAUCUCCCAUGAAAAAGGAUCACAGGUGGUGACAGCAAGGUAGGAAAUGACUCUGGGCCUCAGGGAGAUGCUGUUGGCUGCUGGGCAUAGGAGAUUGAACUAGGUUGUCUGACUCAUCAAUGAGCAGCGAUGACUCUCCCAAUCUCUCACUGCAGGAAGAAGUUCUCAGAAGAAGCUUCCAGGACCUGGCCACAGAAGUCGCCCCACUUUAUAGGAGGCUGGCACCCCAGGCCUACAAAAAUCAGGUACCUGGAAUGACCCACCAUAGAGCUCUUGUUAUUAUUGUGCUACUGAUUUAGGUAUAGAUCCCAGUGGUUCUCAAACUUUUUUCUCUGGGCCAUAUUUCAGAAUAAAAGUUUGCUUGUGCCACACUGAAUUUUUGGCUGGGGGUGGCGUGGGGACCAGCUUCUAGCAGUGCUUGACUGGUAACAUUGAACACAUCUACUUGAUAUGCUCACGGGACAUCCAGAAAGGAUAAAACAAUGCAGCUACAUAAGAACAUAAGUCAUUCCAAAAUAUUAUUAUAAAGGACCUCUUUCAUAUGUGCCUCACAGUGAGAGGCGUAAGCUUGCAGCAUCACUUGAUGCUCUCAUGUUAAAAGAUAGCUAUCCCUAUUCUGCAAUAAAUAAAUGAUACUAUACAAUACUGAAAUGUUUAAAUGUUUCUUUGAUUAUCCUCAAAUCUUCCCACCACGCUUGCCAUCCUCUCCUGCUGGUGUGCCACAGCCUUUAAGAACCAUUGACCUAUACUGGCUAUGAGGCUGUUGCCAAGGUCCGUUGCAGGAAAUGCUCGUGAUUCGUUGCAUACUGGUUUGACUGGUUUACAGCAGUCUUUGCCCAGCCUGCUAUCUUCGAGAUGUUGUUGGAACUCAUCUCAGCUCCCCAAACAUUGGCCAGCACUGCCUGGGGCUAAUGGAAGCAACAUCUGGAGAGAACCAGAUUGGCACUAGAAGAAGGCAGUAUAAAAAUAUUGAGCAAACAAAAGAUGGAGCCCAGGGUGGGGCUAGGUAAAUGAAGGUUCAGGUCUUUGUGUAAUCAUAGAAUUCUAGAGUUGGAAGGCACCCAAAUGGCCAUCUAGUCCACCCCUCUGUAGUGCAGUCUUGUUUUCAAGGACAGUCCAGUCUUGGACUGCAACUCCCAUCAGCUCCAGGCAGCAUAAUGUUGGAUUCCAGGGCAGAUGGGAGGGUGGCUCUGGUGGCUGGGGCUGAUGGGAGUUGGAGUCCAAAAUAUCUGGACAGCACCAGGUUGAGAAAGACUGCAGGAGUCCAUUGAAAGUGUGGAUGUUGCUUUUGUCUUGGCACUCAGACUUUAGCCCUUUGUCCCUUUACAGCUCUAACAAAUGCCCCCCUCUCCCAGCUUGUGGAAAGCUGUCCCCAGAGAGGCAUGCCUAGCCCCAUCUUUGCCCACUUUUAGAUUGGAGGCAGGGGCUUUUACCUUUCCCAAGCCUUUUGGUCUCUUCUAGUGGUGUGGGAGCUGUAGUACUGCCUCCUCUCCCUAUCUAAAGCUAUGUUUUUAGCCUUUAUUUGUGUUGCUGUGUUUUUACUUAUUGUUUUUAUUUUACUUUAAUGUAAGCCAUUUGAGUUGCUGCUGCUGCUGCUGCUGCUGCUGCUACAUUUACAUUUAUUUAUAGCCCGCUUUCUCCCAGGUGGCUUACACAAAUUAAAACGACACAGAUAAAAUUCAAAAAUUUAAAAAUGUAUGAAAGACAAUUGUUACAAAAUAAUUAAACUCCAUCUGAUGUCAACUCCAGGGUGACUUCAGUAUCGUCUUAUUUUUAUUCUACUUCUGACUGUGUUCUGUGGGGAGAGGGAGGGUUAGGGAAAUUAGGUGAGUUUUUCUUGUUUUGUUCAACUUCAUGCUUUGUAUUACAUAAUAAUAAUAGUAAUAAUAAUAAUAAUAAUAAUGUCACAACAACAGGUUUUAAAACUUACAUAUUAAUAUAAACAAACAAACCAUACAUCUUUCCCAAGGUACUGCUGUGAUUUGAGUUGUUGCUGUCUUUUCUCAUCAGGUUACAAAUGAGGAUAUAGCAAUAGACUGCCGGCUUGGACUGAAAGAGGGGAGGCCCUUCUCUGGUGUGACAGCGUGCAUGGACUUCUGUGCUCACGCUCACAAAGAUCAGCAUAACCUUUACAAUGGCUGUACUGUGGUAAGGAAGCAUCAUUGCUCAUUUUAUUAAUUAUUCAUUGCAUAAAUGAUACAGUAACAGCAUUCAUUUUCUUCAAGGAGCUCAAGGUGGCAUACAUGAUUCCCCCCCCCCCUAUAUUUUUAUCCUGUGAGGCAGGUUGGGCUGAGAGGCAGUGAGUGGCACAAAGUCACCAGGUGAACUUCAUGGCUGGAGGUUUGAACCCUGAUCUCUCCCAGAUCCUAGUCUAACAUUCUAACCACUACAUCUGGCUCUCAUUUUGGUUUUAGUGUGUGUGUUUUUCUUUUUUUCUUUUUGCAUUUCUUUCUGGAAAGUUCCACAGGGGUGGCUGUCUUAGCCUGUUACAGCAAAGCUGCUAAGAUUCUUGUAAGCCAUUCUUCACCAACAUGGAACUUUCCAAAUGCUUUGGACAACUGCUUCCAUCAGCCAACUUAAGAUGCAGCUGACUUUGUGCAUUUGACUAAAUGAACUCUAAUCCAUGGAAACUUUCUGACGAAAUCAACUUUAAGGUGUCACCGCAGUUGUGGAAGGAAGAGUAGGGGGCUUGUUGGCUAAGCAAAGAUACUUUGUCUUUAUUGUGGGAAAGUGUAGCAGAAACUGAAACGCAGCUCAGGGAGACCCAAAUUAAAGGAGUACAUGGCCUUAAGACAACCUUCGGCAACCUGGUGUCCUCCAGUUGUUUGGCUACAACUCUCCUGGUUGGAGCUGACGGGAGUUGUAAUCCAGCAGCCUCUGGUGGGCACCGGGUUGGAGAAGGCCACCUUAAGGAAAUGAAAUAUGAUGCCUGAAUGAGGAUGGAUGGAUGACUGUGAUCCAUGUCAUGUUUGCUGGUUGGAAGAUUCAUGGAGGAGAAGGUUCUUGAUGGCCACAAUACACGAUGGCUCGGCAGUUGGAGGCAGCAGUGCUUCUCUAAGUACCAGCUGCUAGAAAGCACAGGAGAGCAGAGUCCUUUUGUGCUCAAGUCUUGCUUGUGGGUUUACCUUUGGGGCAUCAUGUUGGCCCCUGUGAGAACAUAAUGCUGGCCUAGAUGGGCCAGUGGUCUCAUCCAGCAUAUGUUCUUAUGUUAGGCAUUCAGCCAUAUACUCAUGGUGUCUCGCUUUAGCAUUUUUUUUUUUAAGUGUUUCAAUAUGUGCUUCAAAUACCCAUCUCUAAACACAUUUUUCUUUCAAGAUACCACUUUUUAAAAUGCCCCAUUGUAAAUGUUGUGAGCCAAGGAUUGUUUUGCAAUAUUCAGAGCAGUGAAAAAUCCACGGGAUAGUGAUGUUCCAAUCUGCACACUUGUCAGGGAAGGGCCAUGGCCCGCUGGUAGAGCGCUGGCUGUGCAAGCAAAAGCUCCCUGGCAUAUCCUUGGGGGAUGGGAGGCACUCCUGUCUGAAAGCCUUGAGAUCCACUACCAAUCAGCAUGGAUGGUACUGAGCUAGCUGGACCAAUAAGGCUACUUCCUCUUUCCCAUGUUCUACAUCAGGUCAGUUCAUAUCAGGAAGAUGGAAUUUCUCCACCAUCCCUAAGAUACCUUGCCAUUAAAAACAAAGCAAAAAGGUCUUGAGGAACUCAGAUUGAGAUUACAGGGGGGGGGGGGAGCUGAGAGGAGGGAAUGUGUGUCGUCCCCCCAGUUUGCUUAACUUGUAGAAAUAACCCCCAAGCUAAGAGGGGUUCUGGUGGUUUUCAAUGGGAAAACAGUUUUGGAGUUAAGGUUAACCCUUUGCCUGCCAUAUUGCCCACUCUAGAUCCCCUCCCACUCUUAAUAGCUGCAGUUAAUGCUUUAACACGCAGGAGAUCCUGUCAUAGUGGGUUUUCUCCAAUUAACCACAUCAGUUGAGGUGUUCAGGAUAGCUUUAACUGGUUAAAUAAGCACCCGCUGAGGAAUCUGCGAAGGUUUAGUCCAGGCAUAGGCAAACUCAGCCCUCUGGAUGUUUUGGGACUACAACUCCCAUCAUCCCUAGCUAAUAGGACCAGUGGACAGGGAUGAUGGGAGUUGUAGUCCCAAAAAACAUCUGGAGGGCCAAGUUUGCCUAUGCCUGGUUUAGUCCAUAGGCCUAUUAAUUACACAGGCCUUAUACAGAGGCAUUUCCUCGCCUUAGCUUUAUACACACACAGAAAUCAAGUCACCUUCUCAGAGGGGAAGCAGGCCUCUGUUAUCAGAGCUGCCGAAUUCAGAGAGAAGAACAGGCUGCCUCCUGCACAAACAUUAUUGUCACAAAAUCCCCCUAUAAGGUAUUUAGGUAGAAAAACUAGCCAAAUAUAAUCAUGAUGAAUAAAUGAGAAAGAUGGACUCUAAUGAAAACCUCCUAGAUGGAAAAGAUGGCAACAGUUAUGAUACCUCCCAAAAAACUAUUCUUCUUAAAUCUUCCACUCAAAGUAGACCUAAGUAUAAUAAUGGCAUGCCCAAAACUAUGGACAGACUUCUGUCUGGGAGAAGAAAAAGCCUAGGGCAUCUGCUGAGACAUUAAGAAAUACAAUAAAAGAUGGAUAAUUGUCUUUCCCUUCAUAACUAAACUUCUGUUAACUGUUGCCAGAAGAUUUCUUUGUCAAAGUUGGGUAAUAAAAAAAAAGGAGAACAUCAUCCAUGAGAGAAUGGAUAACUAAAAUACGGGACGUAGUAUGUGUGGUUAAGCUUACAUGUAUGGUGAGAACUAGAGAGGGUAGACAACAAGGAAACAUCUUCAUUUUGAAACGGAGCCUUUUCAUAAUGUACUGGAGUGGAGUAAAAGGUACAGGAGAAUGCAAAUCCAUUUGUGUUACUUGGAACUUCGUGAUACUAAUUUAUUAUGUUUGAUUUUGGCGUGGCAAUCUUUUCCUUCAUGUUUAGCUUUAGAUACCACAUUUUACUCUACUUUUAUUUCAUUUUAUUCGCCAUCUGUUAUUAUAUUUUUUAUGUUUUGUUAUAUACACACACAAACAAAAACAAAACAAAACAAACAUUCCUGACACAUUCAUUAGACAGUCUGAGUGAGCAGAUUCUCCUAGCAGUAUCCUAUCCUUUCACACACUCUUUUUAUCCCACAUGUAGCCUGCCUAUCAUAGUAUAUAUUAUAAAUUCAUACUACACUAUUCACAGCUCUAUCUCAUCACAUCAGUUUGACCUAAAUGUAUAACCCGUGAUUAAUUGGCUCAGGUAAAGUGAAAGUAUUUGUUCAACCAUCUGGCAAUAGAUAUGCCAUCUUGAAAUUCUCAUUUUUCUAGGCAUGCCUGAAGUCACUUUUUAGACUUUGGCCUUGCCGUUUUGUGUGUCCCCAUUGAAGUAGCUAACUGGGACUCCCUGUGUGUUGUCUGGCCACUUCUUUAGGUGUGUACCUUGACAAAAGAAGACAAUCGUACCACUGGGAGGAUCCCUGAGGAUGAACAGCUGCAUGUCCUUCCACUGUAUAAAAUGUCCCCCACCGAUGAGUUUGGCAGCGAGGAGAAUCAAGCUGCCAAGGUGGGCACAGGGGCGAUCCAGGUUCUCACCUCCUUCCCCAGAGAGGUGAGGAAGCUUCCUGAGCCAGCCAAGUCUUGCAGGCAGAGGCAGCUGGAAGCCAGGAAGGCAGCUGCUGAGAAAAAGAAAAUGCAGAAGGAGAAGCUGAUUACACCUGAGAAAAUCAAGCAGGAGGUUUUUGAGAUGCCACCACUUCAGCAGGAUGCAGGUGAGGGCAACAGGGGUUGGGAGCUGAGAAGGCCACUUGUCUUGUGCGUUUGAUGUGCUAAUCUGGUUAGGUUUCUUACACAGCUGCUGUUGGGAUGCAGUCUGAUCAAUAGUUUUCAAAGUUUCUGCCCUUUGGGAAUGCUUUAUUAAUCAAUAUCUCUGCUGAGGCACUGCUAGGCACAAGCAAAGGAUUGUGGGACAUGUUCUUGGGUGACAAUCAGAUUAUUAGCUAGCCAUCUGGGCCUCACCAUUUUCCUGUGCAACCUGUGUACUCUCUAUCAGCUUUUCCCAGCUUGGGACCCUCCAGAAGUUUUGGACUGGCUGUGCUGGCUGGAGUUGAUUGGAGUUGUAGUUGAAAACAUCCAAAGGGCAUCAGAUCCGGGAAUGCUACUUUAGAACAAUAUUUUUUGAGUUAGUUGCAUGCCACCCGACUUACUCCAAAGGCACCACCAAUUGGAAAGCACGGCUCAAGAGCAGGGCAAACAAACACUUUCUGCACAACUUAAGAGGAAGAUUGGUAAUGGUAGAUGAGUCAUUCCUGGAAGAUUGCUGUCCUCAAUUACUAUUUUCAUUUGUAAAUUUCAUUUCUAUUCCACACUUCCUCCAAGCAGUUCAGGUCAAGCAUUCAUGGUUCUCUCCUCAUAAGAAAGAAUCCUGUAAGGAAGGUUAGGCUGAGAAACAGAGACUAGCUCAAGGCUUCCUCUAGAUUGAGUGGGUUUUUGAACUUGGGUCUCCUAGUCUAAUACUCUAGCCACUAUACCACAAUGACUUUCUCAUUCACAUUCUUGUUGAUGAAUCUCUAAAGCUGCCAGGAAAGCAGAGGAUUUCAUGGAACCUAGGUUGAUGAUGAAGAUGAUGAUAUUUGCAUAUUCAACAAAGAAAGAAAGAAAUUAAAUUAAAUUAAAGAAGGGGGGGAAACAAAAAAAUCAGCAUAAUCAUAAUAAUAUACUAAUAAUACCAAUAAUAGUAGACCAUCAUCCAUUCACAUUGUAGAUACAGUUACCAUCAGCACACAAAUCUUAAAAUGAGACAUAUAAGUUAAUACAAGCCAUCCAGUUGUCCAAGUAGGUAACCAUAUGAAAUUGAUGCCUAUAUGAAAUAUGUCUGAAUGUAGCCGGGACGGUAAGGUAAUUAUGUAAUAGACGGUGGGUGUUUAUCCUUCCGGGUUUGAGGUAUAAGCCUCUUAGGUUGUCUUAGUUUUGAAAUUAUCAGCAUUGAUAAUUAAUUAUGGUGCGAAUGACCACUGUUGGUUUGGGUGGUGAAAUCCUGUUCAGAAAGCUUAUCUUCAGUUCUGUGAGAAGCCCCAGGGCAAGAAGCGAACGGCAUGCUCCAUAAAAAUUCUGGAGCAUCACAACUUGCUCCUUUGUUUUUGUGGUGGGGACUGGAUUGUAGCACUGCUGCCAACAUCACAGGAUUUGUCAGGAGGAUUUUGCAAAGGAAAAUAAAUGGGGUUGGAAUGUGCUUUGCAGGAUGAUUUGAGAUUCCCUCGCCCAUACCCUGUCUGUGGGGGCAGAGAUAGAUCCAUGAUGUAUCUUAGACACUAGUAAUGUGUCUUAGGCAGUGCAGUCACACUAUGCAAAGGCCUUGCACAAGUCAAGUGCGCAAAGAGAGAGGAUUUCUAAGUUUUCCUGAAGGUGGUCAAAUUUUGCCACUUAGGAGGAUAGUGCAGACUAUCACAAUGUGCAUGUAGCCACUUGGUUAAGUUUCCCCCUCCUAAAUGGUGUUCUUAGACACUCAGGCAAGGGACAGAAAGUCUGCUAGCCAGAACACUGACCCAGAUCUUCAAAGGUCUUGUGCCAAAGAAGCAAUCCUGUUUCCGCAAGUUAACAUUGGUUCUUGUUUUGCAUCUGCAGAUACGGCUUUGAAAAGUGGACAUUCCCAGCGGUCAGUCAAACCUUCCAUCAAAGUGGAACCUCAGAACCACUACAACACUUUCAAAUACAAUGGGAACGCUGUCGUGGAAAGCUACUCGGUGCUGGGGAACUGCAGGCCCUCUGACCCCUACAGCAUGAACAGUGUUUACUCAUACCAUUCCUACUAUGCACAGCCUAACCUGCCUUCCAUGAAUGGGUUGCAUUCAAAGUUCUCUCUUCCAUCCUUUGGGUAUUAUGGAUUUUCCAGCAAUCACAUGUUUCACUCCCAGUUUUUGAAUUACGGUGACACAAGGAAUGCACCCUGGGCAGGCACCAGCUACGAGAAGAAGCCUGAUGUCCAAAUGUUGCAAAAUAACUUGAGCCAUGGUUACAAGAAUUCCGAACAGUUAGAUGAAAUCCCACCCACUGUACGAAACAAAAACCACCACCAGCGCACCUACGAGAGAUCCAGCAGGCAUUCAGGCAAGCCCACGGCUGUGCCCCAGAGGUGUAACUCUGUCCCUGCAGAAGCCCUGUCAUUUGCACAAAACACAAACUGCUUCAAUCACCGAACAAUCAAGCAAGAACCAAUGGACUCUUUGUCACACAUGGAGUCUUUUCAGAGAGCGGCUGCUAUUAAUGGCCAAAAUCCAAAUCUGAACCUAUCUGAUUUGUCCAUGUCAUCUCAGAAUGGAGGCCCAGAACAACAGUGGAGCCCUUACAAAGUCAACAGAAAUGAGUCCCCUUCGGACAGGACUAGUCAUGCUGAGAGCCCUUGGAACAUAUUUACACCCAGUGACAAUGCCGGCGUUCUCAACGCAAACACACAGAAUAAGUCCAGCUUGUUUGGUUCCCACUCAAAUGCUACCAGGUUACCACAGUCCCACCUCUUGGAAAAACAGUGGAAUAUGUUUCCUACAGAAGGACAGCCUUUGCCACCUGGCCCUGAUGUGCUGGGGAAAUCAUGGAGCCCUUGCAAAGUCAACGAGAACUCUUCAGCCUUUUCAGUGAAUUCAAACCUUCAGGAGAAGCCCUGGAACUUGGGGCAGCUGAAUUUUGGUUCCAUCAAGGGAAACUCCAGACUUCAAGAUGAACUUUGGGGUUCUGUCAAAGCAGAUGACAGGAGGACUCCUACACCGGGCACAGGAUUACCCAGCAGACCAUGGGCUUCCUUUGGCUCAUUGCCCUCUGUGGCAUCAGGUGUGUGUGGGGAGAAGCCAUUCCCUUCCUUGAAAGCCGAUGGUGGUACAAUGCUUCUGGAUGCUGGCCAGGAAGAAAGGCCAUGGGACUCAUUCAGCUUAGAUGACAGCAUGGAAGAGACACCCGAAAAGAACAUCAAGGAGGAAGAAGAGGAGGAGGAUGAAGAGGUGUGGUCAGACAGUGAACACAACUUUCUGGAUGAGAACAUUGGCGGGGUGGCAGUGGCUCCGGCCCACGGCUCCAUCCUCAUAGAGUGUGCAAGGCGAGAGCUACAUGCCACCACCCCGCUGAAGAAGCCCAACCGGUGCCACCCCACACGCAUCUCCCUGGUCUUCUACCAGCACAAGAACUUAAACCAGCCCAAUCAUGGACUUGCCCUCUGGGAAGCAAAGAUGAAACAGCUGGCAGAGAGAGCCCGGGCGAGGCAGGAGGAGGCAGCUAGGCUUGGGCUCCAGCAGGACAUCAAAGCCUUUGGCAAGAAGCGGAAAUGGGGAGGCAGCUUGGCCACUGAGCCCCAGCAGAAGGAGAAGACAGACACUGUCCCAACCCGGCAGGCCCUGGCCAUCCCAACAAACUCAGCUAUCACUGUGUCCUCCUAUGCCUACACCAAGGUAACUGGGCCGUACAGUCGCUGGAUUUGAGCAGAGAGCAGCUGGCAUGGGGCCACUUUACCUCAAAGUCUGCAGCACUGGAACACAGUGCUGGUUUGUGGUGCUUUUUCCUUCGUGUGUCGGAGAGAAAUACGACGCCAGGCCAAGUGUGACAUUUCCAGUAUAUUAUCUGCACUUGGGAGUUGAGCUGAAGAAACUUAUUGCUGUUAACAUUUUUCAGUAAUCUAAAAAUAUUUAUAUCUGUGCAUUUUUAAUCUGUACAUCAUGAUAAUGGCAAGAGAAAUUUGUAGUGUCCUUUCGCGAAGGAGAGCUUUUUAAUUCCAUUCCAAAUACACAUGUGUAUAUUGGAUUUUUAACAGAAAUUAUUACAACUCUGAAGGGGAUUAUGUGACAUAGAAGCAAAAUUUAAAACUCAGCUGCACCCUAAGCCAAUAAGAAUCUGCACCAUCCAUCACAUCCAGGUGGGGUAGAAAUCUCACUUUAGAGACCUCCCAGAAACCAAGACUUACAAUUAAAGUAAUUGUAUAAUUUGCUGUGUGAUGGUUUCUUAGAGAUUUAGUAGAUCUCUUCCAGGAAGGAAAAAGUUUGGUGGAAGAAUUAAGUAGAGAAGACAAGAGACUACAAAUAGGCAACAGUUUCCACCUCAUUGGUUUUGAACAGAGCAUAAAAUUUUGUGUGACACUUCUCUUAACUUGGGAGGGGCCCCCAACAGAAUAGAUGAAUUCACACAGUGGGGAAGCUGUAAAAAGGUGACCCAAUUUGCCUGUUUCAAUCCUCAAGACAACUAAGUCUGCCUAGAGCAUCUCAGGGGAGUACCAGUCCUCUGGCAUGAGUGCAGCUGGCACACGUUGCUGUCUGUGUAAAAAUUAUGUUGUGUAAACCACUGCAAAGUCAGGUUUGCUGUGAGCUUGUGGCCUAACUUUAACCAGUUUCAGAGGAGGUGGAAAUGAAAAGAAUGAAGAUAAAGAUAUUAUUUCUGCCACUGCAUGUGGUUACGUUUUUAUUUAAAGGCAAGUUCUUGAAUGAAGUUCUUUUGCCAAGGCAAGAGGCAGUGGCUGUGCAGCCUGUGUAAAAUUAAGCUAGUUUAACUUCUCCAUUAACUGUUUUGGCAUAAAUAUCUUACCCAGUUAAAUUCAUGAAGGAAGGAACUGAGAAAAGGAGAGAUUUAAGGAGAAGAGGUGGAAGGGGAGGUGGGGAGGACUGGGUAGAAGAAAAGCAUCAUAAAACAAUAUUUGGAAGGUGCUGUGUUUGCCCAGGAGGUGACCUUUUGAUUUUCAUGUCUCUCACUCUGUGGGACUCACAGAAUAGCACUUAGCAAUGUUUCGGUUCUUGCCAAAUUUAUCAUACAGUGUAACCAUCCACACUUAAUUUUUUCGUAGGCUAGGCCUGACCAUUUCGAACUGAUGUUCGCCUCACUUUUGAAUCUUUUAUUCUGUAGUGGUAAAAGAAAAGCCACUCUGGAAACAAAAGAAUCUCGGGCUGAGCUCCUGUAUCUUUAAGAAACCAUCAUGGCAAACCUCUUUUUAUCAUAUCUGGUGCAGAGUCCAAUGAAAAGGAAGGACACAAUAGAUCUCCUUUGUACUGUGUUUUCAAAAGGUGCAUGCUUACCAAAUGAAAAUGUCCACACACACCAACCUUUACACGUGGACAUUUUCAAAUGCAAAAAUGAAAUUGGCUUAUUGUAAGUUUUAUUUUCUUUUUCUUGUGCCAUUUUUAAAAGAGGAAAUAUCAACGUUAUGUGAUAACUGAUUACUGCAAAACAGCUGGUGCUUUUAAAACUUUGAAUCACAACUUUUUAAGGUUAACCUCCCUUUCCCCAUCAGUAAUGCAAGUUGUCUUAAGAAUAGCUGAUUCACGUAAGUGGCUACACUCUCUGAAGCCAGGCCUCCCCUCGACAGAAGCAUUGUGUUGCUAAAAUGAUAGGAAAUCUUCCCUAAAUUAGGAUGAAAUUCACUCUAAUUCAGAACCCUUGUACUAUUUAAACUACACCAAAAAGUUUACUUAUAUCAGGGUUGGUUGUUGUUGUUGUUUUUAUUUAAAAAAUCUUAAUAGGACAGGGCUCAAGGACAGAAGGGUUGUGUAAGAGGAAGUUUGUGUCUGUGGUUCUUUUCCAUAUUGUGUGAAUUUCAUCCUUUGCUGGGAAAAUGUUAAUGAUGAAGUCCCUGCUGGGCUUUAGGUGCUCUCACUAAAUUUGCUCAGAAAAUCUCCAUGAACUUCCAUUGGAAUUGGGGGUAGAACCUUCCAGCCGUGAGGGAGUACCUUCAGAGCGUCUCCUCAAAGUGGGUGCCAUCUUCAGAUUGGGUGGCGGCAACUCUUUUGGCAAUGGGUGCAAGAGUAUUUUGCUGCCUUAUACUACGGGUCUUUCUGUAGAAAAAACGGGAGGUCUGACUCCUUCAGCAGAGUAGGUCCCCUAUGGCUUUGAUAAGCCUGUGCAUGCGAUUUCUCAACACUGCAGAAGGCCAGAAGAUCAAACACGUUCGAGAUCUGAAACUGAUUAUUCCUUGGCCACCUCCUUCUGCACUUAACAGGUGCCUUUUGAGAAAGAAAAAUGGCUUGCAAAUUAAAACCUGUACAUAGCAUUUUGUUUACUAGGGAACCUUCUCAAUCCUCACGCGCUGGAACAGGAAAAAAAACUAAACAAAACCAGGAUCUCUAUACAGCAUCCUGAGUGUUUUAUGUGGUUCUGAUUUUAAACUGUAAAUAGAGAAAGAUUUUUUUAAAAAAGCACUUUCACCAAGAUUUAAAAGAAAAAAAAUUACCCAAUAACUUGAAGAGCAGUAUGUUUUAAAACAGAUUAUUGCGGGAGAAAUGUAAAUAGAAACAAAAUAUUUAACAUGCUUUUCCGUCCUUUUUUUGUUUUUACUGUAUUCUGUAAAGAUGCUUUUUUUUUUUUUUUGGCAAGGGGAAAAUCAAUGAAUGAUAAUUGAUUUCAUAUGCAUACCCAUGAGCGUAUCGUGCUUGUUAAGAAUUGUUCCAAGUCAGAUUUAUAGGAAAUGUUCUGAAUGUCAUAGGAUGAUAGUGAUGUCGUCCCAUUCAAGGCCUGAUCCUCCACGUCUGUAAAUCAGCCAUUGAUUUCAGUGGAGCUGCUCUGAAGGCCAUUCUACAUGUUUGUCGAAUCAUGGACUAGUAGGCCUGCCUCGAUUAUACCACUUCAGGCUUCAGGUGGGAAAAUCACAUUUCUUUAAAGAUUCACAUGGUCCCUCACCCCAUAAACAACUACACGAAGUGGAACAGCUUUCUCUCUGUUAUUUUAGAUUUCUGCAUGCAGGGAGGGUUGUUUAUUUCUAUUUAAUGUUGAGGCGUCUGCUAUCUGAAGUCUGAUGUGGUCCAAAUCCGGGAGUUCUCUGCAUAAGCAUGUAGCUCCAGCCCUCAGUUAAAUCACCACAUAUUCUAUCUUCUCAGGCUUUUUAGGCCAAUGGCUACUUGCUGUUGACUGAUGUAGGAUGGAUCCGUUAGCCGGCUGUAGUUGGGGGAAAGCGUUGGACUUGUAUCUCUUUCCAAAAACACUUUAGUUUGGUUUUUUUGUUUCUGUAAUAUCCUUGUUAACGUCUCAUUUGACUUUCCUAUUUUAAAGGUGUUGCAGGGGUGCCUUGGAAGCUUCAUUUGCAUGACUUUGGGGAGCAAGAAAUUGUAAUAUAUGUGGGAAGGGAGGUGUUUCGUUUGGAGGGAUGUCGCUGUGCAUCUGACCUGUUGAAAUCCUAUUGUGUGUUCAGCUUCCUUUUAGGGAUUUUCCUGAGCUGUCUGAUCAUGGCAUAAUGUGGCUCUGGAGCUGUAACUUUCUGACCUAGCAAUGGUGCCCUUAAGAUCUCUGGAUGAGGGAAAUACCUUUUUGUAGAGGCAAGUUUAAAGAACAGGAGCUGUCUUGGGAGUCAGAAGGUGGCAACGCAGGAAGACCCAUGAAUUAUUCCCAAUUUGCCUGUGUCCAUUUCCACUGUUUUUUUCACAAUAGGAAUAGAGAAAAGGAGAAAAACAAAUUGGCAGGGCAAGUCCUUUAUUUGUCUCACACAAAUAAUCCAAAAGACCAAAUGGUGCUUUCCCUUCACACUGACGCAAGUCCAGAGUGAAUAAAACUGGAAUAAUUUUUCCCUAUUGAAAUUGUGUGUCUAAGGCAAAAUUCUCAUUUGCUUCAUCUUAGAUGGGUUUCUCUAAGACUUUUGGACUGAGAUUCUCUCUCUUUUUAAAAAAAGAAAUCUGGCUCUCCAAACCCAUUGUGCCAGGUGUUUGCCAGUAUAAUUGGUUGAUCCUGGUGCAGAUAGGAGGCAAUCCACAUGCUAUUUGAUUCUGGCAAUGGCAGUAUUAAAUCUAUAGCAGCAUUAUGUGAAUGCCACCAUAAUUUUCUGCAGCACAUACGUUAUAUGCACACUUUAAAACAAGGCUGCUAGAAGUAAAGGCAAAACUCCUGACUCUCAAAAUCCUGAAUAAAUUGAUGUACUUAGUAUAUUUACGAGUAGGGUGCAAUCUGAGGUUGUUUCUCACUACGUAUAUAACCUACCUCGAAUCUCAGUUGUUGGGAAAAGUUACCAUGCCUCAGAUUUAUGAAUAGAACUGUGCACAGAUUAUCUACUCCUGCUUUAAAAAAGAAAAAAAGAAUUAUUUUAUUUGGCAGUCAUCUUUUUGCUUACACAUGGACAAUUACAGCUCCUGUUGUGGUCAGGGUCAUUUAGAAAAGUAAAUGGAAACAGAUAUGUAUUUAUUUACAAAGGUGCUUGUAAAAGGUGUCUUAAGGGCACCACCUUGGCCCGACCAUACUGAAGCCAAUGGGGUAGUGCUAAAAAAUGAUUACACUUCUCAGUCAUAGGAAGUUGGAUGUGCCAUUAUGGCAGGUCUCCCUCAAUCUGCAGCAACAUUUGUGAGCUUAAUUAUGCUGUUUGUUGCAUAGAGCAGCCUUCCCUAGUCUGGUGCCCUUGAAGGACUCAUCAACCCCAGCCAGCACAGUCCAUGGUCAUAGGUGAUGGGAGUCAGAGUUCAGCAACAUUUGGAGAGCACGAAACUAAGGCUGCCUUAGCUCGUACAUCUCUAUAGGCCCACUGAACAUCCUAUUAUGAGGUGCGGGAAGCCAAGACCACCGGGGCCUUGAGCAUCAUGUUGGCCUUUUCAGAAAUCAUGAAUCCUGACUGCAGCCCUUGUCAAAGGCCAAGCAACUUCUGCAGGCGGUAGUGAGAAAUUUCUUUGAAAUGUAUUUUUUGGGGGUAGUGAUGUGAAACAAGUUGACAGCAACUAACCCUCAAUCAUAAUAGCUGAUGGUGCUAAAAUUACAAACAAAACUGUAAUCCCUGGGGAAAAAAUCUUCAAAAAGGGAGUCAGUGGUGCUCCAGCUGAAGUUAUUAGCAAACUCCCCUUAAACUUCUCUGGGAGGAAAUUUGGGUCGGUUAAGGUCCCUUCUUUAAGUGGAUUCUUAUUUCCUCUGUAUGCUUUGCUGAGCUACUGGGCCACCGUGAGUGUCAUCUGUUUAAAAAUAUUUCCUUUGGGGCGCUUACUCUUCUGGGUCAAUCAAGAGCUCAAGCAGAUCAUGGUAAAUAAUUAUUUAUGAAGGAAAAAAAUGCAUGGAGCAAACAGUAUAGAAGGCAAAAGAACAAUUCUGCGUACAGGGGGUCCAGUUUGGGAAGGUGACAAAAGGGCUCAUUGCUUGUGAACUUGCUAUGAACUUGUGUGUGUGUGUAAGAGGAAUGUUGUGUUGCUGUCUCUGGUUAGCAGACAGUUGAGGAGCUGCAUCAGUGAGACACAAGGUUAUCCCAAUAUAUCAGUAGAGUUAGAGAGCUCCCUUCUUUCUAUUUAUCAUAGGUUGUAACUGUGUCCCAUAGAAAGGCAAAGAGAGAGAAAAAUGAGCAAAGAAGCCCCGAGUUGCUUCAGCUGAUGCAAUGUCUGCACUGUAGGCUAAAGACAUAAUUUUUAAUAACCGAAAUCUUCUGAUGAAAUGGUGCUAUCUUGGUGGGUUUGUUUUCAAAAAGGGUGUUUGGGCUUGUUUGUUUUCUGCCAGAUUCCAUCUUGCUAUGGUGCUACAGUAUAUGUCAAACCAGAGAACUGUACAAUUAACUGAUAAUAGAAAGUUUCAAUGUUUUAAAUACAUGUUAUUUUUAAAGUCUAUGCUCUGAGUCUAAAAUUUACAGCUACAUAAUUUUUAGCUCAUUUACAUGUGUGUAGAUCCAGCAGAGGUUACUUUGGUAUAAAUGACAACUGUCCACAUCCUAGGGCUCGAUCCUAAGCUGAUAAAAAUGGAGCAGCACAGCUCAGGAUCAGAUGCUGAGAGUUAUCUUUUUACUCAUUCAAGUAGUCCUACUUCGCUCGAUGGAAUCAGGUGCUGGCAAAACUACCACCAGUGAAAAGGGCUUCUGGGAUCAAGCUCAAAGGAAGUUUAACUAUGAAUAAGUAAAAUUUAAAAUGCUUUCCUUAAGCAGCUGGAAAAUAAGGUACUACAAACUACUUUGAGAUAACACUUGUGCCAGUUUAUCAAGUGUGCCUGGUGCAGGAAUAUGUAACAUUCUGUAUUGGUAAUUAUUAUGCAAAAACAAUGGGUGCUGAAAUGAAAGUUUUGAGGUCACUCCAAGACAGAGCAGCUAUUUAUAAAGCAAUGUAGUUGCGUCUUCUCCAGCUUCCUUGCUUGCUUGCUUUUAUAGUUAACAGCAAAAAGUUAUGACUUAGUCCUGCAUUCCUUAACCAAGGAAAAAUCCUCCUUGGACCACAUCUGCAUCUCAGUGUAAACAGGUUUAUUCUAUAGAUGUUAAUAUUGAAAACGGACCCAACCUGUUAAAGGUUCAUAGUGGAGAAGGGAACCAGGGUCUGGCCGCACAUGGAUUUGCUACCCUUUAGUCUAAAAUGCCUGCUUCAUUCUGCUACUUUAGGAUGGCUUUUUCUUUGUAUAUUGCUAUUUGUGAGUAGUUGUGUCUGAAAGUUUUACAAGAUACCUUUUUGGUGCUAUUUAUUUUCUCUCUCACUCGUUGUCUUUCACUUUUUCUCUCUCUUUUGUUCACAAGACUUGUUUUAAAUGUGUACAGAAGCCAGGUUUUCAUCAUAUAAUAAGCUUGCUGUUAUCACAAUACAUACAAAAAAUACCUCAGAAACAGAGUAUUGUGGCAACCUGUGAUUCAGUUAUAGCUAAUGGGAUUGAUACAAAUAUUAGAAACAAGGUGUGUAUUUUAUUACGUCAACACUGUACUUGACAUCCUAUAAACUGUAUGGCCUUUGUUGUUCUAUUCUUGGGCAAGUUCUCACUUUCAAAAUAAUGAAACAUAAUGAGGAAUCAGUGUACAGAACUAAUAAAAAGGUGAACUGGGAGAGUGGUGCUUUCAUUUCAGUAAACAGUAGAUUUUACUGAAGUACCUCAGAACAGCGUAUGGCCCACAUGGGAAAGCAUUUUUAGAAAUAAGAUCUUAAGCAGCUAUAUUAUCAGUAAUCAAAUAAUAGUUUCUGCACGUUUGGUUAAAAAAAAUCUGCCCCAAUAGAAUGUUCUCAAACUCUUUUUGCUGCAGAAUUUGCAAAGGUUUCCAAUGAUAUUUUGAUUUGGGAACAGCAAAAUCCUGACUUGAUUCAUCACCCCCCGCCAGCAAAAAGUGCAUUAUUUUUUCAAAUAUGCCAUCCAGUUGGAUUACUCCACUAAGUAGUUUUGAAAAUGCAGAAAUAACAACUCUGGGUGGACUAAGAAACAGAUUCCAGGGGCAAAGAUGAAAUGUUGGUGCUAGAUUGGGACAGAUGGCAUAUUGCUCUUAGCGCCAUACCACUUCAUGGACAGUAUGUGACUUGUUUUUCCAGACAGCAAAUUAUAAAUCUUACGGUAACUAGCAAAGAGCAACAUUCCUGUAUUCUCUUAGGAAGGCAGUUCUCUGUGGAAUGCAACAAGAGUCUUGCCUGCAUUAAGAAUAUUUCAUGGUCAAGAUGUGAAUUGUUGUUUCUCUUUUUUGCCUAAGAAUAGUAAAGCAAAUUGGCCAGUUUUGUCUUCUGCUCCAAUAUCAGGGAUAUAUUUUACAAGUGGUUUUUGUUUGCCAUCCUUUUCCUCCUUUUUUGACACCUGUUGUUUAGAGUUUACUCACUGCUGUUCAAUCUUUGGAAAACGUCUGCUGUCCAGCUGGCUUUUGGCUUUUGAUUUUCUUUUUGCGUGUAAAACUAAUUAAAAAGGUAUAAAGCUGACUUCUAAAUACUUUUUUUUUUUUAAUUUAAGAGAAAUGAGGAAAAGAAACAGGUUGGAUUUGGCAGACUAAUUCAGUUUAGUUAACCGAAGGCUGUAACUUCUCAACGUAUUUGAUUUCUUGUCUCUUUGAAUUCACAUUUGGUAAACGAGGCCUCCAGUGGAGGCCACCUUGUGGACCACACUUGAAGAUUUCUUUGUUGAUUUGUGACUUGAAAUGAAGUUUAUCUGGGGUUGGUUGACAAAUGGUAGAUUUUACAAUGUCUCAAGGCAAUAGGACUUGUGUAUUAAACUGUAGAUAUCCUUAGUAUGGUAAAUUUAUGCUGAUAAUUUUAUUUUGUAUAAUUUCCCCCUCUUGUCUGUAUUUUUUUUUUCCUUUCACACUUCUCCCUUCAGUGUCUCUGAAAAUUUAUUUUUAGGAUGCCUAAAAAUUGCAAAUAUGGACCCUUCUUUUUUUUAAUUUGUAUUUUAUUAUGUUACACAACCAACUGGUUUGUGAAAUGUAUUAUUCCCGAUAUCUUUAAACUAUUGUGGGUGUUUUAAUAAAUUUUAUAUUUAUUUUUUGCACUCAAA
This is a messenger RNA of Podarcis lilfordi (Lilford's wall lizard), 81276 nucleotides long. Lineage: Eukaryota; Metazoa; Chordata; Lepidosauria; Squamata; Lacertidae. The record is from the annotation of a GenBank genome assembly.